AUGGGGGGUGACAUAGUGGUUCCAUGGAGCACCCCUGGCCCCGUCCCCCCUCCGGAGGGAGAGACAGACACUAUGUCCAACGCACAGAGGAGCACGCUCAAGUGGGAGAAGGAGGAGACUCUGGGCGAGAUGGCCACUGUGGCCCCAGUCCUUUACACCAACGUCAACUUCCCCAACCUCCUAGAGGAGUUCCCAGGUCGGUACAGAAUUUUUGGUUCUUUAAAAUUCUAAAGUGUGAAUUAUUUUUUUAAUUAUUAAAAAUAAAAUAGCUCAGAAGUUGUCACACCCAUUAAAAGGUUGAAUAUUGGGAAAACGAGUCUGGAAAAGGUACUCUACUUGGCCUUAUUGCAUGUGUGUCCUAGAGCUAUACGUUUUAGCUCGUCUUUUUUCUAUACAGACUGGGCUAUGAGAGUGAAACAGAUCGCAAAAUUAUGGAGGAAAGCCAGUUCCCAGGACAGGGCCCCAUAUGUGGUAAGUUUGUUUACGUCCAUGCUGGGCCAUGAUGCACUGCACUUAUUUUAAUCAGCAGUUGGUUUUCCUGAUUGCUGAAGAGACGUUUGUAUAAACCUCUAGACAAAAUCCAUACAUUGAAGUAGUAUUGAAGAAAUAAGGCAAAUCUUUUCCAAAACUUCCAACGAAAACAGAGCCCUAGUCCCAAUCAAAAAUUAUUUAUUUCUACUUCACCAGAACAACAUUGUUAUUGACUUAAUCCACAAACCUGAUUUGAGAUUUUGAUUGAAUGGGGCCCUAUACUUAUUGGACUGAUGAAUGAAAGGAAAGCAGCCAAUCACUGACGAAAUGUUCAAGUUUGAACUAACUUGUAAGCUCGAGGCCAUUAGGGAGAAGGACGGUAUUUGUUUUCUGAUGGCAUUAUAAUCCCAAGAGCUCUCUCUCUCUCUCUCUCUGUCCCUUCUCUCAUCUUCGUUCUGUUUAAAUGUUGUGUCUUGUAAGUUUUCCAACUUUACAGAUAGUCAUUUGAGGGGUUUUCAGGACAGUUAGAUUUUCUCCAUGAUGACAUUACAUUCAACAAUACUCUGCAUGUCAAUUUAUUGGGGGGAAUGAGAUGGUUUCUUUACCUUGUAUUUUUCCCCCAAGACAUUCAGAAAAAAAUUAAAUAAUAAUUAUUAUAUAUAUAUAUAUAUAUAUAUAUAUAUAUAUAUACUACCGGUCAAAAGUUUUAGAACUCCUACUCAUUCAAGGGAUUUUCAUUUAUUUUUACUAUUUUCUACAUUGUAGAAUAAUAGUGAAGACAUCAAAACUAUGAAAUAACACAUAUGGCAUCAUGUAGUAACCAAAAAAGUGUUAAACAAAUCAAAAUAUAUUUUAUAUUUGAGAUUCUUCAAAUAGCCACCCUUUGCCUUGAUGACAGCUUUGCACACUCUUGGCAUUCUCUCAACCAGCUUCACCUGGAAUGCUUUUCCAACAGUCUUGAAGGAGUUCCCACAUAUGCUGAGCACUUGUUGGCUGCUUUUCCUUCACUCUGCGGUCCAACUCAUCCCAAACCAUCUCAAUUGGGUUGAGGUCGGGGGAUUGUGGAGGCCAGGUCAUCUGAUGCAGCACUCCAUCACUGUCCUUCUUGGUCAAAUAGCCCUUACACAGCCUGGAGGUGUGUUGUGUUAUUUGAAAAACAAAUGAUAGUCCCACUAAGCGCAAACCAGAUUGGAUGGCGUAUCGCUGCAGAAUGCUGUGGUAGCCAUGCUGGUUAAGUGUGCCUUGAAUUCUAAAUACAUCACCGACAGUGUCACCAGCAAAGCACCAUCACACCUCCUCCUCCACGGUGGGAACCACACAUGCAGAGAUAAUCCGUUCAUCUACUCUGGUCCUCUGUAGCUCAGCUGGUAGAGCACGGCGCUUGUAACGCCAGGGUAGUGGGUUCGAUCCCCGGGACCACCCAUACGUAUAAAAUGUAUGCACACAUGACUGUAAGUCGCUUUGGAUAAAAGCGUCUGCUAAAUGGCAUAUUAUUAUUAUAUUAUUACAAAGACACGGCAUUUGGAACCAAUAAUCUCACAUUUGGACUCACCAGACCAAGGACAGAUUUCCACCGGUCUAAUGUCCAUUGCUCGUGUUUCUUGGCCCAGGCAAGUCUCUUCUUCUUAUUUGUGUCCUUUAGUAGUGGUUUCUUUGCAGCAAUUUCACCAUGAAGGCCUGAUUCAUGCAGUCUCCUCUGAACAGUUGAUGUUGAGAUGUGUCUGUUACUUGAACUCUGUGAAGCAUUUAUUUGGGCUGCAAUCUGAGGUGCAGUUAACUCUAAUGAACUUAUCAUCUGCAGCAGAGGUAGCUCUGGGUCUUCCAUUCCUGUGGCGGUCCUCAUGAGAGCCAAUUUCAUCAUAGCGCUUGAUGGGUUUUGCGACUGCACAUGAAGAAAUUAUCAAAGUUCUUGAAAUGUUCUGUAUUGACUGACCUUCAUGUCUUAAAGUAAUGAUGGACUGUCGUUUCUCUUUGCUUAUUUGAGCUGUUCUUGCCAUAAUAUGGACUUGGUCUUUUACCAAAUAGGGCUAUCCUCUGUAAACCCCCCCUACCUUGUGAAAACACAACUGAUUGGCUCAAACGCAUUAAGAAGGAAAGAAAUUCCCCCAAAUUAGCUUUUAAGAAGGCACACCUGUUAAUUGAAAUGCAUUCCAGGUGACUACCUCAUGAAGCUGGUUGACAGAAUGCCAAUUGUGUGCAAAGCUGUCAUCAAGGCAAAGGGUGGCUACUUUGAAGAAUCUCAAAUAUAAAAUAUGUUUAGAUUUGUUUAACACUUUUUUGGUUACUACAUGAUUCCAUAUGUGUUAUUUCAUAGUUUAGAUGUCUUCACUAUUAUUCUACAAUGUAGAAAAUAGUAAAAAAUUAAGAAAAACCCUGGAAUGAGUAGGUGUCCAAGCUUUUGACUGGUACUGUGUGUGUGUAUAUGUGUGUGUGUGUGUGUGUGUAUAUAUAUAUAUGUUUGUGUAUAUACAGUGGGGAGAACAAGUAUUUGAUACACUGCCGAUUUUGCAGCUUUUCCUACUUACAAAAAAUGUAGAGGUCUGUACUUUUUAUCAUAGGUACACUUCAACUGUGAGAGACGGAAUCUAAAACAAAAAUCCAGAAAAUCACAUUGUAUGAUUUUUAAGUAAUUCAUUUGCAUUUUAUUGCAUGACAUAAGUAUUUGAUCACCUACCAACCAGUAAGAAUUCCGGCUCUCACAGACCUGUUAGUUUUUCUUUAAGAAGCCCUCCUGUUCUCCACUCAUUACCUGUAUUAACUGCACCUGUUUGAACUCGUUACCUGUAUAAAAGACACCUGUCCACACACUCAAUCAAACAGACUCCAACCUCUCCACAAUGGCCAAGACCAGAGAGCUGUGUAAGGACAUCAGGGAUAAAAUUGUAGACCUGCACAAGGCUGGGAUGGGCUACAGGACAAUAGGCAAGCAACUUGGUGAGAAGGCAACAACUGUUGGCGCAAUUAUUAGAAAAUGGAAGAAGGUCAAGAUGAUGGUCAAUCACCCUCGGUCUGGGGCUCCACUCCAUGCAAGAUCUUACCUCGUGGGGCAUCAAUGAUCAUGAGGAAGGUGAGGGAUCAGCCCAGAACUACACGGCAGGACCUGGUCAAUGACCUGAAGAGAGCUAGGACCACAGUCUCAAAGAAAACCAUUCGUAAAACACACUACGCCGUCAUGGAUUAAAAUCCUGCAGCGCACGCAAGGUCCCCCUGCUCAAGCCAGCGCAUGUCCAGGCCCGUCUGAAGUUUGCCAAUGACCAUCUGGAUGAUCCAGAGGAGGAAUGGGAGAAGGUCAUGUGGUCUGAUGAGACAAAAAUAGAGCUUUUUGGUCUAAACUCCACUCGCCGUGUUUGGAGGAAGAAGAAGGAUGAGUACAACCCCAAGAACACCAUCCCAACUGUGAAGCAUGGAGGUGGAAACAACAUUCUUUGGGGAUGCUUUUCUGCAAAGGGGACAGGACGACUGCACCAUAUUGAGGGGAGGAUGGAUGGGGCCAUGUAUCGCGAGAUCUUGGCCAACAACCACCUUCCCUCAGUAAGAGCAUUGAAGAUAGGUCGUGGCUUGGUCUUCCAGCAUGUCAAUGACCCGAAACACACAGCUAGGGCAACUAAGGAGUGGCUCCGUAAGAAGCAUCUCAAGGUCCUAGAGUGGCCUAGCCAGUCUCCAGACCUGAACCCAAUAGAAAAUCUUUAGAGGGAGCUGAAAGUCCGUAUUGCCCAGCGACAGCCCCGAAACCUGAAGGAUCUGGAGAAGGUAUGGAGGAGUGGGCCAAAAUCCCUGCUGCAGUGUGUGCAAACCUGGUCAAGACCUACAGGAAACUUAUGAUCUCUGUAAUUGCAAACAAAGGUUUCUGUACCAAAUAUUAAGUUCUGCUUUUCUGAUGUAUCAAAUACGUAUGUCAUGCAAUGAAAUGCAAAUUAAUUACUUAAAAAUCAUACAAUGUGAUUUUCUGGAUUUUUGUUUUAGAUUCUGUCUCUCACAGUUGAAGUGUACCUAUGAUAAAAAUGACAGACCUCUACAUGCUUUGUAAGUAGGAAAACCUGCAAAAUCGGCAGUGUAUCAAAUACUUGUUCUCCCCACUGUAUAUAGGCGUGUAUGUAUGUAUGUGUGUGUGUGUGUGUGUAUAUAUAUAUAUAAAUAAAGGGAACACUAAAAUAACACAUCCUAGAUCUGAAUGAAUGAAAUAAUCUUAUUAAAUACUUUUUUCUUUACAUAGUUGAAUGUGCUGACAACAAAAUCACACAAAAAUUAUCAAUGGAAAUCAAAUUUAUCAACCCAUGGAGGUCUGGAUUUGGAGUCACCCUCAAAAUUAAAUUAAAGUGGAAAACCACACUACAGGCUGAUCCAACUUUGAUGUAAUGUCCUUAAAACAAGUCAAAAUUAGGCUCAGUAGUGUGUGUGGCCUCCACAAGGCUGUAUGACCUCCCUACAACGCCUGGGCAUGCUCCUGAUGAGGUGGCGGAUGGUCUCCUGAGGGAUCUCCUCCCAGACCUGGACUAAAGCAUCCGCCAACUCCUGGACAGUCUGUGGUGCAAUGUGGCGUUGGUGGAUGGAGCGAGACAUGAUGUCCCAGAUGUGCUCAAUUGGAUUCAGGUCUGGGGAACGGGCAGGCCAGUCCAUAGCAUCAAUGCCUUCCUCUUGCAGGAACUGUUGACACACUCCAGCCACGAGGUCUAACAUUGUCUUGCAUUAGGAGGAACCCAGGGCCAACCGCACCAGCAUAUGGUCUCACAAGGGGUCUGAGGAUCUCAUCUCGGUACCUAAAGGCAGUCAGGCUACCUCUGGCGAGCACAUGGAGGGCUGUGCGGCCCCCCAAAGAAAUGCCACCCCACACCAUGACUGACCCACCGCCAAACCGGUCAUGCUGGAGGAUGUUGCAGGCAGCAGAACGUUCUCCACGGCGUCUCCAGACUCUGUCACGUCUGUCACAUGUGCUCAGUGUGAACCUGCUUUCAUCUGUGAAGAGCACAGGGCGCCAGUGGCGAAUUUGCCAAUCUUGGUGUUCUCUGGCAAAUGCCAAACGUCCUGCACAGUGUUGGGCUGUAAGCGCAACCCCCACCUGUGGACGUCGGGCCCUCAUACCACCCUCAUUGAGUUUGUUUCUGACCGUUUGAGCAGACACAUGCACAUUUGUGGCCUGCUGGAGGUCAUUUUGCAGGGCUCUGGCAGUGCUCCUCCUGCUCCUCCUUGCACAAAGGCGGAGGUAGCAGUCCUGCUGCUGGGUUGUUGCCCUCCUACGGCCUCCUCCACGUCUCCUGAUGUACUGGCCUGUCUCCUGGUAGCGCCUCCAUGCUCUGGACACUACGCUGACAGGCACAGCAAACCUUCUUGCCACUGCUCGCAUUGAUGUGCCAUCCUGGAUGAGCUGCACUACCUGAGCCACUUGUGUGGGUUGUAGACUCCGUCUCAUGCUACCACUAGAGUGAAAGCACCGCCAGCAUUCAAAAGUGACCAAAACAUCAGCCAGGAAGCAUAGGAACUGAGAACUGGUUUGUGGUCACCACAUGCAAAACCAGUCCUUUAUUGGGGGUGUCUUGCUAAUUGCCUAUAAUUUCCACCUGUUGUCUAUUCCAUUUGCACAACAGCAUGUGACAUUUAUUGUCAGUCAGUGUUGCUUCCUAAGUGGACAGUUUGAUUUCACAGAAGUGUGAUUGACUUGGAGUUACAUUGUGUUGUUUAAGUGUUCCCUUUAUUUUUUUGAGCAGUGUGUGUAUGUAUAUAUAUAUGUAUAUAUAUACACAUACCGUGGGGAGAACAAGUAUUUGAUACACUGCUGAUUUUGAAGGUUUUCCUACUUUCAAAGCAUAUAGAGGUAUGUAAUUUUUAUCAUAGGUACACUUCAACUGUGAGAGACGGAAUCUAAAACAAAAAUCCAGAAAAUCACAUUGUUUAAUUUGCAUUUUAUUGCAUGAUAUAAGUAUUUGAUACAUCAGAAAAGCAGAACUUAAUAUUUGGUACAGAAACCUUUGUUUGCAAUUACAGAGAUCAUACGUUUCCUGUAGGUCUUGACCAGGUUUGCACACACUGCAGCAGGGAUUUUGGCCCACUCCUCCAUACAGACCUUCUCCAGAUCCUUCAGGUUUCGGGGCUGUCGCUGGGCAAUACAGACUUUCAGCUCCCUCCAAAGAUGUUCUAUUGGGUUCAGGUCUGGAGACUGGCUAGGCCACUCCAGGACCUUGAGAUGCUUCUUACGGAGCCACGCCUUAGUUGCCCUGGCUGUGUGUUUCGGGUCGUUGUCAUGCUGGAAGACCCAGCCACGACCCAUCUUCAAUGCUCUUACUGAGGGAAGGAGGUUGUUGGCCAAGAUCUCGCGAUACAUGGCCCCAUCCAUCCUCCCCUCAAUACGGUGCAGUCGUCCUGUCCCCUUUGCAGAAAAUCAUCCCCAAAGAAUGAUGUUUCCACCUCCAUGCUUCACGGUUGGGAUGGUGUUCUUGGGGUUGUACUCAUCCUUCUUCUUCCUCCAAACACGGCGAGUGGAGUUUAGACCAAAAAGCUCUAUUUUUGUCUCAUCAGACCACAUGACCUUCUCCCAUUCCUCCUCUGGAUCAUCCAGAUGGUCAUUGGCAAACUUCAGACGGGCCUGGACAUGCGCUGGCUUGAGCAGGGGGACCUUGCGUGCGCUGCAGGAUUUUAAUCCAUGACGGCGUAGUAUGUUACUAAUGGUUUUCUUUGAGACUGUGAUCCCAGCUCUCUUCAGGUCAUUGACCAGGUCCUGCCGUGUAGUUCUGGGCAGAUCCCUCACCUUCCUCAUGAUCAUUGAUGCCCCAUGAGGUGAGAUCUUGCAUGGAGCCCCAGAGCGAGGGUGAUUGACCGUCAUCUUGAACGUCUUCCAUUUUCUAAUAAUUGCACCAACAGUUGUUGCCUUCUCACCAAGCUGCUUGCCUAUUGUCCUGUAGCCCAUCCCAGCCUUGUGCAGGUCUACAAUUUUAUCCCUGAUGUCCUUACACAGCUCUCUGGUCUUGGCCAUUGUGGAGAGGUUGGAGUCUGUUUGAUUGAGUGUGUGGACAGGUGUCUUUUAUACAGGUAACGAGUUCAAGCAGGUGCAGUUAAUACAGGCAAUGAGUGGAGAACAGGAGGGCUUCUUAAAGAAAAACUAACAGGUCUGUGAGAGCCGGAAUUCUUACUGGUUGGUAGCUGAUCAUAUACUUAUGUCAUGCAAUAAAAUGCAAAUUAAUUACUUAAAAAUCAUACAAUGUGAUUUUCUGAAAUUACAGACCUCUACAUGCUUUGUAAGUAGGAAAACCUGCAAAAUCGGCAGUGUAUCAAAUACUUGUUCUCCCCACUGUAUAUAUAUAUGUGUGUGUGUGUGUGUGUGUGUGUGUGUGUGUGUGUGUGUGUGUGUGUGUGUGUGUGUGUGUAUAUAUGUGUAUAUAUGUAUGAGUUUUUAAACCACUCCACACAUUUCUUGUUAACAAACUAUAGUUUUGGCAAGUCGGUUAGGUCAUCUACUUUGUGCAUGACACAAGUAAUUUUCCAACAAUUGUUUACAGACAGAUUAUUUCACUUAUAUAAUUAACUGUAUCACAAUUCCAGUGGGUCAGAAGUUUACAUACACAAAGUUGACUGUGCCUUUAAACAGCUUGGAAAAUUCCAGAAAAUGAUGUCAUGGCUUUAGAUGCUUCUGAUAGGCUAAUUGACAUCAUUUGAAUCAAUUGGAGGCGUACCUGUGGAUGUAUUUCAAGGUUUACCUUCAAACUCAGUGCCUCUUUGCUUGACAUCAUGGGAAAAUGUAAAGAAAUCAGCCAAGACCUUAGAAAAUAAUUGUAGACCUCCACAAGUCUGGUUCAUCAUUGGGAGCAUUUUCCAAACGCCUGAAGGUACCACGGUCAUCUGUACAAACAAUAGUACGCAAGUAUAAACACUAUGGGCCCACGCAGCCAUCAUACCGCUCAGGAAGGAGACGCGUUCUGUCUCCUAGAGAUGAACGUACUUUGGUGCGAAAAGUGCAAAUCAAUCCCGGAACUACAGCAAAGGACCUUGUGAAGAUGCUGGAGGAAAGAGGUACAAAAGUAUCUAUAUCCACAGUAAAAUGAGUCCUAUAUCGACAUAACCUGAAAGGCUGCUCAGCAAGGAAGAAGACACUGCUCCAAAACCGCCAUAAAAAAGCUACGGUUUGCAACUGCACAUGGGGAUAAAGAUCUUACUUUUUGGAGAAAUGUCCUCUGGUCUGAUGAAACAAAAAUAGAACUGUUUGGCCAUAAUGACCAUUGUUAUUUUUGGAGGAAAAAGGGGGCUUCUUGCAAGCCGAAGAACACCAUCCCAACCGUGAAGCACGGGGGUGGCAGCAUCAUGCUGUGGGGGUGCUUUGCUGCAGGAGGGACUGGUGCACUUCACAAAAUAGAUGGCAUCAUGAGGAAGGAAUUUGAUGUGGAUAAAACAACAUCUCAAGACAUCAGUCAGGAAGUUAAAGCUUGGUCGAAAAUAGGUCUUCCAAAUGGACAAUGACCCCAAGCAUACCUCCAAAGUUGUGGCAAAAUGGCUUAAGGACAAGAAAGUCAAGAUAUUGGAGUGGCCAUCACAAAGCCCUGACCUCAAUCCUAUAGAAAAUGUGUGGGCAGAACUGAAAAAGCGUGUGCGAUCAAGGAGGCCUACAAACCUGACCUCAGUUACACCAGCUCUGUCAGGAGGAAUUGGCCAAAAUUCACCAAACUUAUUGUGGGAAGCUUGUGGAAGGCUACCCGAAAUGUUUGACCCAAGUUAAACAAUUUAAAGGCAAUGCUACCAAAUGCUAAUUUAGCGUAUGUAAACUUCUGACCCACUGGGAAUGUGAUUUUAAAAAAUAAAAGCUGAAAUAUAUAAUUCUCUCUACUAUUAUUCUGACAUUUCACAUUCUUAAAAUAAAGUGGUGAUCCUAACUGACCUAAGACAGGGAAUUUUGAAAAACUGAGUUUAAAUGUAUUUGGCUAAGGUGUAUGUAAACUUCCAACUUCAACUGUAUAUGUAUGUAUGUAUGUUUAUAUGUAUGUGUGUAUAUAUAUAUAUAUAUAUAUAUAUAUAUAUAUAUAUAUAUAUAUAUAUAUAUAUAUAUAUAUAUAUAUAUAUGCACACAGUGGGGAAAAAAAGUUUUUAGUCAGCCACCAAUUGUGCAAGUUCUCCCACGUAAAAAGAUGAGAGAGGCCUGUAAUUUUCAUCAUAGGUACACGUCAACUAUGACAGACAAAUUUAGAAAAAAAAAUCCAGAAAAUCACAUUGUAGGAUUUUUAAUGAAUUUAUUAGCAAAUUAUGGUGGAAAAUAAGUAUUUGGUCACCUACAAAUAAGCAAGAUUUCUGGCUCUCACAGAGCUGUAACUUCUUCUUUAAGAGGCUCCUCUGUCCUCUACUCGUUACCUGUAUUAAUGGCACCUGUUUGAACUUGUUAUCAGUAUAAAAGACACCUGUCCACAACCUCAAACAGUCACACUCCAAACUCCACUAUGGCCAAGACCAAAGAGCUGUCAAAGGACACCAGAAACAAAAUUGUAGACCUGCACCAGGCUGGGAAGACUGAAUCUGCAAUAGGUAAGCAGCUUGGUUUGAAAAAAUCAACUGUGGGAGCAAUUAUUAGGAAAUGGAAGACAUACAAGACCACUGAUAAUCUCCCUCGAUCUGGGGCUCCACGCAAGAUCUCACCCCGUGGGGUCAAAAUGAUCACAAGAACGGUGAGCAAAAAUCCCAGAACCACACGGGGGGACCUAGUGAAUGACCUGCAGAGAGCUGGGACCAAAGUAACAAAGCCUACCAUCAGUAACACACUACGCCGCCAGGGACUCAAAUCCUGCAGUGCCAGACGUGUCCCCCUGCUUAAGCCAGUACAUGUCCAGGCCCGUCUGAAGUUUGCUAGAGUGCAUUUGGAUGAUCCAGAAGAGGAUUGGGAGAAUGUCAUAUGGUCAGAUGAAACCAAAAUAGAACUUUUUGGUAAAAACUCAACUCGUUGUGUUUGGAGGACAAAGAAUGCUGAGUUGCAUCCAAAGAACACCAUACCUACUGUGAAGCAUGUGGGUGGAAACAUCAUGCUUUGGGGCUGUUUUUCUGCAAAGGGACCAGGACGACUGAUCCGUGUAAAGGAAAGAAUGAAUGGGGCCAUGUAUCGUGAGAUUUUGAGUGAAAAUCUCCUUCCAUCAGCAAGGGCAUUGAAGAUGAAACGUGGCUGGGUCUUUCAGCAUGACAAUGAUCCCAAACACACCGCCUGGGCAACGAAGGAGUGGCUUUGUAAGAAGUAUUUCAAGGUCCUGGAGUGGCCUAGCCAGUCUCCAGAUCUCAACCCCAUAGAAAACCUUUGGAGGGAGUUGAAAGUCUGUGUUGCCCAGCGACAGCCCCAAAACAUCACUGCUCUAGAGGAGAUCUGCAUGGAGGAAUGGGCCAAAAUACCAGCAACAGUGUGUGAAAACCUUGUGAAGACUUACAGGAAACGUUUGACCUGUGUCAUUGCCAACAAAGGGUAUAUAACAAAGUAUUGAGAAACUUUUGUUAUUGACCAAAUACUUAUUUUCCACCAUAAUUUGCAAAUAAAUUCAUUACAAAUCCUACAAUGUGAUUUUCUGGAGAAAAAAAAACCUCAUUUUGUCUGUCAUAGUUGACGUGUACCUAUGAUGAAAAUUACAGGCCUCUCUCAUCUUUUUAAGUGGGAGAACUUGCACAAUUGGUGGCUGACUAAAUACUUUUUUCCCGCACUGUGUGCGUGUGUAUAUGUGUAUAUAUAUGUGUGUAUGUAUGUAUGUAAAUGUAUGUAUGUGUAUAUAUAAUAUGUAUAUGUGUGUGUGUGUGUGUGUGUAUACACAUAUAUGUAUAUAUACACAUAUAUAUAUAUACACAUAUAUAUGUAUAUAUACACAUAUGUGUAUAUAUAUGUGUAUAUAUGUAUAUAUAUGUGUGUAUAUAUGCACGUGUAUGUAUAUAUAUACACGUAUAUGUGUAUAUGUAUGUAUGUAUGUAAAUGUAUGAAUAUGUAUAUAUGUGUGUGUAUAUGUAUGUGUAUAUAUGUAUAUAUAUGCACGUGUAUAUAUAUAUAUAUAUAUAUAUAUAUAUAUACACAUAUAUGUAUAUAUACAUACACACAAUUGUGUUACAAAACCAUCUGUAAUAAUUAGCUUUAUCAUUGUUCAAUGGGUCAAGUGAUUGACCGGUCGAAAAAUGACAAAAUAGACCCUUUCUUCCAGCAAAAGGCACGCGAUAACCGGGCAGCGCUGCGCAUUAACAAAGUUCAGAUGUCCAACGAUACGCUGAAGAGACACCAGAAUCCUCACCAGCAGCAGCAGCCGUUGACUGAUCCCUUUGACCCCAAUAGUGUCCCCAUGGACGCUGAGAUGCUCUUCAAAGAUGCACUCAAGCCCAAGGAGUCUGAGCACGAGCAGGAGUGGAAGUUCAGACAGGUAAGAGUACCUUUAGAGUUAAAGUGUGCUGGAAAUGGAGGGAGGGGGGGGCAUGAAGCAUGGGGGCACUGUAAAGCUGGGUUUCUCAAUGACUAUUCUAGGAGUUGUUGUCAAUUCAUUUGGCCUUCAUUUCUUUUAUGUAAAUGUAAAUGUUUUUUGUUUAAAUUGAGUCUGAGGGUACGAAAUUGGAUGCAUGAUUGUGGGGCAAUUGCAUGUAUGCCUUUUAGACAAUUAGGAAGUAAUUUGUUUAGUUUCUUCCUUGGCAGGCGUUCAGACAGCCAAAUGGGAUAAGUGGGAUUUUAUUCCUGCAUGUUGAGAAACCCUGGUGUGAGACAGCAGUGUGUGUUUUUUUUGUGUGUACAUGUAUUUUAUGACGCCAUAAUACACCACCAUAACAAUCAAAGUAUCGCAUGUCAGGGGAAUUGUGAGUGGGAGCAAGGUGGUGAGAUUGAAGAUAACAACCUGGGGGCAUGAAACCAUUUUUUCUAUUUAACUUUAUAUAUGUGCAUGGUUGAGUGAGUCAUUUUUAAACAAUACAUUUGGCGUUCUCAUACAGUCUACUAAUUCUUAAUUUGCAUUGAAAAGGGAGAGUUAAAUCAGAUGUGGGGACCGCUUAAGAAGCAGCAGGAAAAGGUCCCAAAAAGCAAAGCCAUAAAAUCAACAAAUAAAGACGUCCUUUUUGGACAUUCCAACCAGGCAACUAUAGCUGCAGGAGGUGGAAAAAUGUCUCUGGUAAGAUUCCCAAGGCGAGGCACUGUUCUGGUAUUCGUCUGCCUAGAACCAAUAAAGAAAAAUUUACAAGGUGUAAGAAAAGCAAAAUGUAAAAUGGAGUUGUAGGGAGAAAAGCUUGGUUAACUGGUAAAAUCUGUCCUUGGCCCUGAAAAACACAGUAACAGCCUCCAGAAGCUUUUUUUCAUGACCAUAUUACAUACACCCUCACAUUGUUUCCUCUUGCAUGGCUUAACAACACAGGCUAGACCCAUUCAUAUUGAAAAAGCAUUAACUUUGUUGUGAGUGAGGGAAAGAGAGCAUUCUUAGCACCAUGUCAUCAUAAAAUUUCAAAUUCAACCCUUUCAAAAAGGCUUCAUUCACUGAAGUGCCUCCCCUCCUUCCCUCCCCUGCUUUUCUUGUUUCCAUGGCAGCAAAUGAGACAAAAGAGCAAGCAGCAGGCGAAGAUCGAAGCCACUCAAAAGCUGGAGCAGGUGAAAAAUGAGCAGCAACAACUGCAGCAGCAACAGCUGUUUAGCAGUCAGUCAUGUGGAGAUACAACACCUAAUAGUGGCAACCAGAGCCCCAUGACGCCUCAGCCCAGCAAUGGUGGUAAGUCUGGAAACUCAUCCCCUCUGCAGCCAAUAGCGUCUGGACCCCAACUCCCAGUCACGCCCACCUCCGAGUCACAGGAUGACGUGUUCCUCAGACCACAGCUCCCACCUCCGUCCUCGAGGACGCCCACCCAGGAGAACUCGUACCCCCAGCAGGGACCAUCCUCCCAGCCCCAGUCACCACAGAUGUUCUCCCCAAGUUCCUCCUCAGGCUCCCGGCCAUCCUCGCCUUGGGACCCCUACGCCAAAAUGGUGGGCACCCCGAGACCACCCCCUGGGGGUGGCGGAUCCACCACGCCCCAGCGGAACUCUUUGUCAAAGAUGCAGGAAAGGGGAGGGAGGCCUUCCCCGGCACACGAGUCCUUUGGCUCGCCCACGUCUGGUAAUGCUGACCCCUAUGCUAAGAUGCCAGACACCCCCAGGCCACCUGACCCGUUUGUUAAACCCAUGGGACCCGCCAGGGUGGGCCCUUCAGGACUCGUUGAGCAGCAGCAAAAGCAGCAGGUCAGGCACAUAAUGAGCCCUCCCUCUGGAGGAGAAUCAUUUUCCAGGAUAGGGGGCCACCGAGCUGAGGUCUACCAGCGCAUAUCUCACAACCGCAUGAUCCUCUCAGACCCCUACUCCAGGCCUUUGCUCACUCCCAUCCCCGGCAGCAACGAGUCGGGCUCCGUGCCGGUGUUCAAAGCCCCCAUGCCUCCCCAGCAGUCCCAGCAAGAGCCCUAUGGUGGCCCUAUGCCUGGGGGACUUGGACGAGGGCCAUCUGAUGGCUUUCCCCAAGGACCACAGGCCGACCCCUAUGCCCAGCAGCCUCUCACCCCCCGUCCGCCCAUGGGGGAAGGGUUCCCCAACGAGCUCAGGAUGAUGCGCCAACCCCAGGAGGGCCAUUUCUCUCAACCCAUGCCAAUGAUGAGACACCCUCACAGAAACUCAUACGCCCAAGCACCAUCUGCCCCGAGGCCAGAUAAUUCCCAGCAGAUGCCUGACCCUUACGCCCAACCGAUAGGCACCCCCAGACCUCCCUCUGAUGGCUAUGCCCAACCUCCCGGCACCCCAAGGCCACACUCAGAUCCUUCAUACCUGCAGACGCCACCUAGCCUUCAUCUAGACCAGUUUCCCCAGCAGCACCCAGCCAAUCGCAGACAGUCUCCAUCUCACUCCAUGGAUCCUUAUGCCUCCAUGCCAGGUACCCCCAGACCAGCCCCAGGGGAUAGAUUUCCCAAAUCCCCCGCUAAUCAAAGGAACAUGGACCCUUAUGCCCAACAACCCGGUACCCCUCGGUCCUCCAAUGCCAUUCUAUACGCACAGCCCCCUGGAACCCCAAGACCGCUCCUCACCGACCCUUAUGCCCAAGUUCCAGGGACGCCCCGGCCAGGAGCUGGUCCUGACGCCUUCAAUCGACUAGGCUCCAGACCGACGCCCAUGUCCCAGCUCCCAGCUGACCCCUUCUCCCACCAGUCUCCAGGCAGGAUGCAGGACACGUUUUCCCGUCCAAGUGCCCCAGGCUCUCAGACAUCUAAGCACCCGGAAAUGUCGGACGAAAGUUUCUCUCUGCCGCAUUCGAAUCAUCACGGUGGUCAAACGCCGAUUCACAACCACUUUGAACAGGGUCCAAUGACACCUUGUGCUCAAGCUUCAGAAAGGCCAGCCCAUGAUAUUACCCAGUUGAGCAGCAACACUGUUGAUGCUCAGAACAGCAUGCAGCCACACCUGGGAGACACUGAGGAGAAGCUCAGACAGGUAUUUGCAUUUAGUAAAGAAGCAAUGACACUGCCACAUGGAUAACACUUGAAUUGAAAUAAAGCCUUCUUCUGUUUGCAUAGUUAUUAGCAGGUGAUUAGUCAUUCCCAAGCCAAUAUGACAGUGCAACAUUAAAUAAUUGUUGCUUCUCUAUAAGUACCCCUAAAAUGCUAAUGAAUGAAUAGUUGCAUGAUGCAAGAUUUAUUUGUUACUUGCUAAUGUGUACCAUGCUUGCCCCCCCCCCCCCCCCCCCCCCCCCCCCCCCCGGCAGCGCCAGAGACUGCGCCAGCUGAUCCUGAGGCAGCAGCAACAGAAGUCUGCCAUCCUGCAAGAGAAAGGACUACGACAGGAAGCUGGUGGUGCCCCCGAUGCGGCGACACCCCGUCGCUGGUCACAAGAAGAUCCCACCCCACAGAGCGACAUGUUUGGCAGACCACCACCCCCUUACCCAGGACCCAUCAGGGGCGGUCUCCAAGUUCCUGGGGGUCAAAGGUUCCCUGGUACCUUCCUAGGGGACCAGCGAGGACCCUUCCCCAACGAGGGCCAGUUUGCGAUACCCCACUUCCCCAGGGACAUGGGCAACAUGGGCUUGAGGCCCCAAGGAAUGAGGUUAGUCGAGUUUGACAGCAUAGGUAUACAUAAACUCUGGCCCUUGACACUUUUUUUUUAAUGCACAAGGCCUUUACCACAUUUAAAUGCAGCUGUAUAUUUGUAUAAUGCUACACAUUGGUGGUGGAUGAGGUGAGUUUCCCCCUACUAUGUAAAGCGCUUUGAGUACCUCAGUUGGUAGAAAGGCGCUAUAUAAAUCCAAUCAAAUCCAAUACAUUAUAAUUGUUUUAAAGAAUAUGUUGCUCCUCUUGAAACGAUUCAAUUAAUGAAAAUAUGUUAAACAUGCAUUGUGGAAUGAAGUGGCAUUUUUGAAGUGCUACUCACUGUGUAAUCUUCCUUAUUUGUGUGUAGGGAGCAAUCAUCAGCAAUCAGUGACAUUGUGUUCUGCCUUGUUCAUGGAUUAGCAUUUGCCAAUGUGGUUUUCAUCUUUUCUUCUCUCAGGUUUGGAUUUCCCCCCGGCCAUGAGCAACAUUUCCUCAGGCCCCCUCAUCAGAUGCCCGGCGGGCCCAUGGUCAAUAACAUUCCAACCCAGAUGCGACGGUCCCUCUCUGUGGACUUUUCCGGGGGGGGCAUGGAGGGCAUGGGGGGCAACCCCCAGAUGGGGCUCCCCCAGCACUUCCCCCCGCGGGGCCUUACCGUCCAGCAGCACAAUAUCAUGGGUCAGCCGUUCAUUGAGCUCCGCCACAGGGCCCCUGAGAACAGGAUGAUGAUGCCCUUUGGGCAUGGACCUCCCAACGUCAUGGACCCCUCCAACCAACUCCAGAGACCACCCCAGUGCUUCAUGGUUGGCCAGGAGAUGGGCUUCGCCGGGAACCAGGGACCAAGAAUGAUGGAUCCCAUGAUGGGCAGACCUUCCCAGGGAUCGGUCGGCCACAUGCAGAUCUUGGCUAGUAUGGAGAACCUGCACCAGCAGCAGACUGAAGUGCAAGUGACCACUGGGCAGCAACAGCAUCCUCCACUGAAUAGGUCACUCAGCCACCCUGUCACUAGUGAGUCACUCAAUGCAGAGCCAUCUGGUAUGCUCUUGCCUGGGUCUAGCACCAGUCAAGCGGAGGAGACUCAGAUACCCAGUGGAGACGGAAUCGACGAAAACUUGGACGCUGACGACUCUGCAGUGAAGGACCUCGAAGACGUGGAGGUCAAAGACCUGGUCGACCUGAACCUGAACCUCGACCCGGAUGAUGGUAAAGACCUGGACCUGGGACCCAACGACCUGCACCUCGACGACUUCCUCAUGUCGGGGAAGUUUGACCUCAUCGCCUACACGGACCCCGAGUUCAACCUGGAGGACAAGAAAGACAUGUUCAGUGAAGAAGAUCUGGACCUGGGUGACCCCAUGGAGGACCACCAACAGGGAGAGACCUCGGACCUCCAGAAAGCCCUGUCGCAGAAGAGGAACACCAGCGGAGACUGCACAGCCACCUCGUCCCAAUCCGUAGGGAAAUCCGACAAUGUUCAAGCGCACGGCCAAAUCAGACUGGAGGCCAACAAAUCGAAAGAGACCUUGGACAUAGUCAAAACAGAAGAGCCGAUCAAAACGGAGGUCAAAGAUGGACACAUGCAAAACCAGGACCAGCCACCCUGCAGUGGCCAGAUUAAUUACAACAGAACCAUGACUAACCAAGAGGGCACAGGGCUGUAUGAGCAACCUGGACAGACUGGCUCGGCUCCGGUCCUCUCCAGCCUUCUGGUCAAAGAGAAACUGGAAGACACUGGGUUAGGCCCAAACGGCUCUCCUCAUCAAGGGAACAUAGCUGCCCAGCCGAACCAGGCCACUGGGCUACACCCAAACACAGGCAUGCUGAUGCUAUCUAAGCAACAUGCCCAAGACAACAACAGGCUCAAUCCCAGUGUGGCUAUGGGACAUCGGGUGAACCCUGCGUUGGUUCAGAGUAGGCUUUCAAUGGGAAACCCAAACCACAUCCUAGUGGGAAACCACAGCUUCGGGGCGUCAGCCAACCAGCAGGUGGAGCUAAACCUAGCCAUGGUGGGAGCCGGUCAGCAGCCCAUUGCCCAUGGCCUGAACCCCCAGGGCCAGCAGGGCUCCUCGCUAGAGCAGGCCGGCCCACAGAACAGGCCUCUGCUGCUGGAUGAGCAGCCCCUCCUACUGCAGGACCUGCUGGACCAGGAGAGGCAGGAGCAGCAGCAGCAGAGGCAGAUGCAGGCCAUGAUCCGACAGCACUCCAGUGACUCCUUCCCCAACAUAAGUAAGGGUAAUGAGCUUCAGAUAGACAUGUGAUUGCUGUUUUGGUGAUCCGUUUAAUUUAGUCACACACAUUACCCCUCUACAUUUAUUAUUAUUAGUUAUUUCCAGAGUGUAUUCAGAACAGUCCUCUGGGGGUUUUGCAGUCAUUUUGCAUGAUCAUCCUUUUUGGUAGAUAUGUGGAAAAUGAAGCCAUUUUCGUUUGAGACAAAUGCUUUUUUUUUAAAAGAUUUCGAGGGCAAAAAAAGAACUUUGCAUUCCCCACAUGUAAAUUGAGGAACAGAAUGUUGGACAUAAUAUUUCUUGACAAGAGACACUUUUGGGAGUCUUACUUCACCAGCGUUCCAUCCAUAAUUUAGACGUGGCACUCGUGAGGGAUGGAUUCUUUAAAAAUGGCUUAAAAAGAGGUCAAACCUUAAAGGAUAAGUUACUUUUUACAACCAAAUCUCAAUUGUUGAUGUAAAUGGCAUGUUAUAGAAGGGUCCAGACACCUUUUUUGUGAUUUCACUUGUUUUUGAGAAACGUAUCCCAAACAGCAAAUCACUUCCUCGUCUUCGUUGAAUACUAUGGGGGCCCUGAAAAACAUGAACCAAGGCUCCAAGAACUCCCAAAUACUACAAAGCUCUCAGUAUAUUGAAACAGGUCUUUAGAUGUCGUACACAUGAAAUUGUCAUUUCGAACUUUAUGCAUAACAUUAUAUUCAAUUUUGUUGCGACUCGAGCAAUAUCUCGCCGUCCAUUCUACAAGUAACUGCCAAAAUAAAGGAAACACUUGAGUAAAUGAGAGCUACAAAGUAUAUUGAAAGCAUGGGGUGCUUCCACACAGGAAGUUACAGACAGUUGUAGAAUCUAUGCCAAGGCGCAUUGAUUGAAGCUGUUCUGGCGGCUCGUGGUGGCCAAACACCCUAUUAAUAUACUUUGUUGGUGUUUCCUUUACUUUAUGUUGGUGUUUCCUUUACUGUCAGUUACCUGUAGCAGCAGGCUACACUGAGAAUGGAACAGCUGGAUAGGGGAAACGUCUGGAGUCGCACAAAAGGGAAUAUAACGUUGCAUUUAAAGUUCAGAAUGACACAAUUUAUCUAAAGACCUGCAUCACUACACUGAGAGCUUUGCCGUUUCUAAAAAAUAUAUAUUUUUGGAGCCUUUGUUCGUGGUUUUUCAGGGCCCCCAUACUACACAACGAGGAUAAGGAAAUGUGCUGUUUGGGGUAAGUUAAUCAAAAACAAGUGAAAUCACAAAAAAGGUGUCUGGCCCCUUCUAUAACAUGCCAUUUACAUCAGAGAUUUGGUUGUAAAAAAAGAACGCCUUUUAAAAGGAGGUCAAACCUUAAAAGGAAGUCAACUACAAUUAAGUGGAUUUGUCAAAAGAUUACUGACUUUUUUGUUUUUGUUUUCUUCUUUAGCAGACUUUGAUGCCAUCACAGACCCGAUCAUGAAGGCUAAGAUGGUGGCCCUGAAGGGAAUUAAUAAAGUCAUGGCUCAGAACAGCAUGGGAAUGCCCUCAAUAGUCAUGAACAGGUAAGGCAAAAGCUUCCCCAAUGCUAGCUUUGAGUGUUCGUGCUAGGUAAUGUUAUUUAAUUGAAAGGGUAAAACAUGAUUUAAUGUUCCCUAAACCAAUCUCAUUGUCUUUGUGGCAGAGUUCAGCAGACGCCAGGAGCCCAUGGACCAGAUACUGUUGCCACUCUGCCUCAACGUGUGCUUGGACAGGUAAGCAUCGUGAAUCAACCACUAUCUGUCUAUCAGACUGUCAUAUGUUUCAUAUAUUAUGCUAGGAAAAAAAGGCCCCAUUUAUCAUUUGUUAAUUGUCUUCGCAGGACGGGAAGUUGGCUCCACAGAUGGCGAGACCGAACCCCCCAAAUUUUGGACCUGGAUUUGUCAGUGAGUGGACAACCCAAAGUUUUUCAAUUUGCAUUUGAUUAUGACAUCCUCAUUCACUUUAACCAAAUUAUUAAUCAUAGACCCAUUUGGUCUCUUCAGUAUUUAAUUUGUUGACCACCAUAUCCAAUCCAGGGUCUAUUCGAUUUCACCUAUAUGUCUUUUGGAUUUAUGUAUACAUCCAAAGUAAAAAUGGCACCUAACCCAUUCUUGUCUCACGUCUCUCAGACGACCGCAAGAGGAAGCAGUACGAGGAGUGGCUCCAGGAGACCCAACAGCUCCUGCAGAUGCAGCAGAAGUUUCUGGAAGACCAGAUUGGGGCCCACAGGAAAUCCAAGAAGGCCCUGUCAGCCAAACAGAGGACGGCCAAGAAGGCUGGCCGUGAGUUCCCUAAGGAGGACGUCGAGCAGCUGAAGCAUGUGACAGAGCAGCAGAGUGUGGUGCAGAAACAGUUGGAGCAGGUAGCUAACUAAAUGUAGCAGGGUUCUUUGCUGGCAUUUCAUGUUGAGGUUUUUGAAAAUAUUCAGAUCUUGGAUUUGAGUUAUUUCUUUAGUCUCUUGAUUCUACAUCUUUACAUGGCAUUAUCUGUAACAUGAUUGGAAAUCAUGAGUGCUUAAAUAAUGUAAAGAUGCAAGGUUGUACAUGCUGUCAUCUGUACAGAGCUGUCAUGAGGUGGAAAAGAGAAGGAUCUCAUCUUAAGCCACCUGAAUCAUUUUUUUAUUUGAUUUAUUAGGAUCCGAAUUAGCCGACACCAAUGGCGACAGCUAGUCUUAUUGGGGUUCGACACAUAACAAAAAAGACAUUACAGACAAAAUACUUUAAAAUGUACAUACAUUUAAAAACAUGAACAUGUAGUGUGUGCGUGUGUGCAUCUAUCAGUUACACAAACAGUGCAUUCGGAAAGUAGACAGAUCCCUUGACUUUUUCCACAUUUUGUUACAUUAUAGCCUUAUUCUAAAAUGGAUAAAAUAUUUUUUCCCCCUCAUCAAUCUACACACAAUACCCCAUAAUGACAAAGCGAAAACAGGUUUUUAGAAAUGUUUGGCAAAUGUAUAUAAAAAAAAAAAAACAUAUACCUUAUUUAACUUAAGUAUUCAGACCCUUUGCUAUGAGACUCGAAAUUUAGCUCAGGUGCAUCGUGUUUCUAUUGAUCAACCUUGAGAUGUUUCUACAAUUUGAUUGGAGUCCACCUGUUGUAAAUUCAAUCGAUUGGACAUGAUUUGGAAAGGCACACACCUGUCUGUUUAAGGUCCCACAGGUGACAAUGCAUGUCAGAGCAAAAAAAAGCCAUAGGUCGAAGGAAUUGUCCGUAGAGCUCCGAGACAGAAUUGUGUCGAGGCACAGAUCUGGGGAAGGGUACCAAAACAUUUCUGCAGCGUUGAAGGCCCCCAAGAACACAGUGGCCUCCAUCAUUCUUAAAUGGAAUGAAGUUUGGAACCACCAAGACUGUUCCUAGAGCUGGCCACCCGGCCAAACUGAGCAAUCAGGGGAGAAGGGCCUUGGUCAGGGAGGUGAACAAGAACCCGAUGGCCACUGACAGAGCUCCAGAGUUCCUCUGUGGAGAUGGGAGAACCUUCCAGACGGACAACCAUCUCUGCAGCACUCCACCAAUCAGGCUUUUCUGGUAGAGUUGCCAGACGGAAGCCACUCCUCAGUAAAAGGCACACGACAGCCCGCUUGGAGUUUGCCAAAAGGCACCUAAAGGACUCUGACCAUGAGACACAAAAUUAUCUGCUCUGAUGAAACCAAGAUUGAACUCUUUGACCUGGCACCAUCCCUACGGUGAAGCAUGGUGGUGGCAGCAUCAUGCUGUGGGGAUGUUUUUCAGCGGCAGGGACUGGGAGACUAGUCAGGAUCGAGGGAAAGAUGAACGGAUCAGAGUACAGAUAGAUGCUUGAUGAAAACCUGCUCCAGAGCACUCAUGACCUCAGACUGGGGUGAAGGUUCACCUUCCAACAGGACAACGGCCCUAAGCACACAACAAGACAACGCAUUAGUGGCUUCGGGACAAGUCUCUGAAUGUCCUUCAGUGGCCCAGCCAGAGCCCGGACUUGAACCCAAUAGAACAUCUCUGGAGAGACCUGAAAAUAGCUGUGCAGCGACGCUCCCUAUCUAACCUGACAGAGCUUGAGGAGGAUCUGCAGAGAAGAAUGGGAGAAACUCCCCAAAUACAGGUGUGACAAGCUUGUAGCGUCAUACACAAGAAGACUCAAGGCUGUAAUCGCUGCCGAAGGUGCUUCAACAAAGUACUGAGUAAAGGGUCUGAAUACUUAUGUAAAUGUGAUAUAUUUCAGUUUUUAAUUUAACACAUUUGCAAAAAAAAUUUGCUUUGUCAUGAUGGUGUAUUGUGUGUAGAUUGAGAUUUUUUUAUUUGAUCCAUUUUAGAAUAAGGCACUAACGUAACAAAAUGUGGAGAAAGUCAAGGUGUCUGAAUACUUUCCGAAUGCACUGUAAACACAAUCCAUGUCUCAAUUGUCUCAAGGCUUACAAAUCUUUCUUUAACCUGUCUCCUCCCCUUCAUCUACACUGACUGAAGUGGAUUUAACAAGUGAGAUCAAUACAGGGAUCAUAGCUUUCACCUGGAUCCACCUGGUCAGUCUAUGGCAUGGAACGAGCAAGUGUUCUUAAUGUUCUGUAUACUCAGUGUACUGUAUAUGCCAACAUUGCACAACAAUGCCUAAUUUAUCAUAACCAUUGCAGAUAAAGAAUCCUAAUUGCUAAAUAGCCUCAUAUACAGUACCAGUCAAAGGUUUGGACACACCUACUCAUUCAAGCAGAGGUAACAGAGUAGGUGUGUCCAAACUUUUGACUGGUACUGUAUAUUCAGUCAAUAAAAAAACAAGAAUGUAAUUCAUUUUAGAAUAAGGCUGUAACGUGACAAAAUGUGGAAAAAGUCAAGGGGUCAGUACAUACACACAACAAGUAGGUCACAUGGGGGAGAGGCUUGUGCCGUGAGGUGUUGCUUUAUUAGUUUUUUUAAACCAGGUUUGCUGUUCACUUGCGCUAUAUGAGAUGGAAGGGAGUUCCAUGCACUCAUGGCUCUGUAUAAUAGUGUACGUUUCCUUGAAUUUGUUCUGGACCUGGGGACUGUGAAAAGACCCCUGGUGGCAAAUCUGGUGGGGUAAGUGUGUGUGUGUCAGUGCUGUUUGUAAGAUGACUAUGCAAACAAUUUGGAAUUUCCCACACAUUAAUGUUUCUUAUUAAAACAAGAAGUGACGCCGUCAGUCUUUCCUCAACUCUUAGGCAAGAGAGACUGGCAUGCAUAGUAUUAAUAUUAGCCCUCUGAUUAGUGAAGAGCAAGACGUGCCACUCUGUUCUGGGCCAGCUGCAGCUUAACAAAGUCUUUCUUUGCAGCACUUGACCAUAUGACUGGACAAUAAUCAAGAUAAGAUAACUAGAGCCUGCAUUACUUGCUUUGUAAAUAGAUUCUUUCAAUCUUUGAGGGCUUAAUUUAGGGUUUACCUCGGGCCUUUUGGUCUUCAGCUCCCACAUCCCUUUGAAUUCCAUCUUAUAGAUCUUAUAGAUUGUCUCUUGAAGUUAAACACUUGAUGUCGGCUCAGUUAUCAACUCUUUGCUUUGUAUUCCUGUCCCCUCAGAAAUGUGAUUACAGUGGGGGAAAAAAGUAUUUAGUCAGCCACCAAUUGUGCAAGUUCUCCCACUUAAAAAGAUGAGAGGCCUGUAAUUUUCAUCAUAGGUACACGUCAACUAUGACAGACAAAAUGAGAAAAAAAAAUCCAGAAAAUCACAUUGUAGGAUUUUUAAUGAAUUUAUUUGCAAAUUAUGGUGGAAAAUAAGUCUUUGGUCAAUAACAAAAGUUUCUCAAUACUUUGUUAUAUACCCUUUGUUGGCAAUGACACAGGUCAAAUGUUUUCUGUAAGUCUUCACAAGGUUUUCACACACUGUUGCUGGUAUUUUGGCCCAUUCCUCCAUGCAGAUCUCCUCUAGAGCAGUGAUGUUUUGGGGCUGUCGCUGGGCAACACGGACUUUCAACUCCCUCCAAAGAUUUUCUAUGGGGUUGAGAUCUGGAGACUGGCUAGGCCACUCCAGGACCUUGAAAUGCUUCUUACGAAGCCACUCCUUCGUUGCCCGGGCGGUGUGUUUGGGAUCAUUGUCAUGCUGAAAGACCCAGCCACGUUUCAUCUUCAAUGCCCUUGCUGAUGGAAGGAGGUUUUCACUCAAAAUCUCACGAUACAUGGCCCCAUUCAUUCUUUCCUUUACACGGAUCAGUCGUCCUGGUCCCUUUGCAGAAAAACAGCCCCAAAGCAUGAUGUUUCCACCCCAUGCUUCACAGUAGGUAUGGUGUUCUUUGGAUGCAACUCAGCAUUCUUUGUCCUCCAAACACGACGAGUUGAGUUUUUACCAAAAAGUUCUAUUUUGGUUUCAUCUGACCAUAUGACAUUCUCCCAAUCCUCUUCUGGAUCAUCCAAAUGCACUCUAGCAAACUUCAGACGGGCCUGGACAUGUACUGGCUUAAGCAGGGGGACACGUCUCGCACUGCAGGAUUUGAGUCCCUGGCGGCGUAGUGUGUUACUGAUGGUAGGCUUUGUUACUUUGGUCCCAGCUCUCUGCAGGUCAUUCACUAGGUCCCCCCGUGUGGUUCUGGGAUUUUUGCUCACCGUUCUUGUGAUCAUUUUGACCCCACGGGAUGAGAUCUUGCGUGGAGCCCCAGAUCGAGGGAGAUUAUCAGUGGUCUUGUAUGUCUUCCAUUUCCUAAUAAUUGCUCCCACAGUUGAUUUCUUCAAACUAAGCUGCUUACCUAUUGCAGAUUCAGUCUUCCAGCCUGGUGCAGGUCUACAAUUUUGUUUCUGGUGUCCUUUGACAGCUCUUUGGUCUUGGCCAUAGUGGAGUUUGGAGUGUCUGUUUGAGGUUGUGGACAGGUGCCUUUUAUACUGAUAACAAGUUCAAACAGGUGCCAUUAAUACAGGUAACGAGUGGAGGACAGAGGAGCCUCUUAAAGAAGUUACAGGUCUGUGAGAGCCAGAAAUAUUGCUUGUUUGUAGGUGACCAAAUACUUAUUUUCCACCAUAAUUUGCAAAUUAAUUAAUUAAAAAUCCUACAAUGUGAUUUUCUGGAUUUUUUUUCCCUCAACUUGUCUGUCAUAGUUGACGUGUACCUAUGAUGAAAAUUACAGGCCUCUCUCAUCUUUUUAAGUGGGAGAACUUGCACAAUUGGUGGCUGACUAAAUACUUUUUUUCCCCAUCCUCCUCAGCAACACACACAGCACACAAAGCUUGAUUGCUGAAAUACAAUUGCUACUUUUAAAGAACUGUUUGGUUUCUUGAGAAUCAAGGGAAACAUUAAGCCCGAAAACAAACCUUUUGACCUUUUCUUAGCUAAUUAUUUCCAACUUCCGUGACCUUUUCACUGUGGCGAGGCGCGAGACAGAACCACCACUGGAGAACUAAGGCAUGAUUUAUUCUGUGACGUUAACACACAUCCUCCACUCUCAGUCAAUAUUUUCACAAGGCUUUUUUAACAAGAGGUUUUACUAUAUUCUAUAUAUGUUAUGAUUAUGCUAUUUACCUUGUAUUUACUUGGUAAUGGUUCAAUCUGAUUUUAUUGUGGAUUAAUGGAAACAGUUACUGUAUCAAUAUGCAUUAUCCCGUUCCAGGUAGUUGCCAAUUUUAUGGAGGUAUUUUGAAUAAGUAACAGAAAAUAGCAUUUGAUCACACUGUUCUUUCUGUGAUUGCCAGAUAAAUACCAGUUCUAAUUGGAUUGUAUAGCAAAGCAGUGCCUAAAAAUGUCUCUCAAUACUGUCUUGCACUGUGAAGAAUUGGGUGGGAGAACCUUCAGUCUGCUCACAAUUCUCUAUCCUUUCUUUUUCCCCUUUUGUGUUAUUGCUCUCUGGUAGAUUCGGAAACAGCAGAAAGACCAUGCAGAGCUGAUAGAGGAGUACCGUGUCAAGCAGCAGCAGCAACAACAACAGCCAAGUCUCCAGGCUCCUAUGAUGCCAGGGAUGCCACCCAUGACAGGGAUGCUAGCUCAAGCAGCCCCUAUGAUGCUCAGGGGACCCCCUUUGGGCCAGCCCAUGAUGGGGCCCAUGAUGACAAUGCAGACCCACCCCGGCCAGCCUAACCUUGCCUGCAUGCCCAACAUGCCGGGCUGGCACCCCGGGGGAGCCCCAGGACCGAUGGGAGACCCGGGUCCAAAAAUUCCAGCUCAGAUGCCCCCUGCCAGCCCUGCCCAGCUGCCCCAGCCCCAGUUACCACCCCAGGUCCAACUACCACCCCAGCCUCAGCCACCACCCUCAAUGGUGCCUGGAGUAAAAGCCACACCUGCAGGCAAAGGAGCAGGAGCCCAGGGAGCCAGCGGAGGUAACGGUGGUGGUGGCGGCAAUAGCCUCGCUGUGAAAUUUGAUGACAACAACCCAUUCAGCGAGGGCUUCCAGGAGCGCGAAAGGCGGGACCGCCUAAGGGAGCAGCAGGAGAGACAGCGGGUUCAGCUGAUGCAGGAAGUGGACAGGCACCGGGCCAUGCAGCAGCGGCUGGAGAUGGAGCAGCAAGGCCUGGGUCCUGGUCCCGCUGGGCUCCCACUCGGCUCCGGAGCUACUAACCCCGGUGGGGAUAGCCUGGCCCACAUGCCAUUCUACAAUACUGAUCUGCCCCAAGACUUCAUGCAGCCCUCUAGGCCUCAACAACAACAAGCACCACUACAUCAGGGGCAGCUAGGUCCCAUGUACCCCCAACAGGGCAACGGGGCCUUCAUGCCAGGGGGCGAGCGCAGGCCUAUGCCCGGGACUGGGGCUUUUGGUGGUCCCGAGAUGGGUCCCAAUUUCCGUCCCAAAAACCCCAUGCUGCAGGGGCUCAACUUCCCCUCGGGACAGCCCCGUCCUGCCGGAUUCAGAGGCCUUGGGAUGAAGCCCCAGGGUGGGGGCGGAGGCGAGGGACAGGGACCACUGUUCGGAAUGAACUCAUCCACCCCCCUGCCUCCCAACUACCCCGGCUCAGGCCAAUCCUUGAUCCAGCUCUACUCCAACAUCAUCCCAGAGGAGAAGGUGAAGAAGAAGAGGAACAGGAAGAAGAAGAGAGACUCUGUCGACGACGCAGACUCGGUCAAGACACCAUCCACUCCCCACUCGGACCUCUGCUCCCCGCUGACGCCCUCCCGCGUGUCUGACACCUCAUCCACCCGGAGCCUCAGCAUUCCCGGAGAGCAGGAUCUGUCCGAUCUUUUCCUCCCAGUGGGGUCCUCGGGUUUGGCCCCUUCUUCGGAACUGGAGAGGCAGCUCUCAGGCAGCAGCUUAGCCCAGGGUGGCUGCUCCAGCAUGGGCUCAGAGAAUGACCGGGCCUCCCUGUUUGACGAAACCCUCCAAAUCAAGCUGGAGAGGAUAGAGACUGAGUGCAGAGGGGCCGCGGCGGCCAACGAGGGGUCUGGCUUGGGGCACGUUCCCCGAGCCGUCGGGACAGUAAAGGUGGAGGAGGGAAGCGAGGGGGGGCUCUCUUCGCCCCUCCACGGCGCAAAAGGUGGCGACACAGGGAACAAGCUGCUUAUGCACCUGUUGAAGAACAAGAGCACGCCCAAUGCCAACCAGACCCCUCCCACACAGCAGAUGUCCUGUGACAAACUGCGCUCAGAGCAGGAGGCAUCAUCAGACCGCAAAGCCACCGCCAGGCCGGCAUCCACCGCCAACAACAUGGUGAGAAGGGAAAGACCACAGACACUAUAGUAUAGCAUAGGUUACUGCAUGUUCUAUCUGAAAUCGAAAUAUUUGGGUACAAAAUUGGCUAAGCAAUUGCUAUACAGUACUACAUUCCUAAUGAAAACCGUUUGUGUGUAUAAUAGUAGCUCACCAACCUUGUCUCGUUGUAAUUUCCCAGACUCCCCGACGCAGUCUGCUGACAGGAAGCAUAGAGCUAGAACCCUCGGUGCUGGAGCAGGGCAAGAGGAAGCAGCAACGCAACAAACGGACGCCCAAAAACGGGGCGGAGAAACCACCAUCGUGCUACAAGAGGAGGAAGAAGGAGGAAGAGGAGAGGCAGAUUGGUUAUUCCAGUACUGACGCUCUGAUGACCCAGCUCAAACAGGUACAGGUCAUAGUAGUCAGCCACCAAACAGUGUUGAAUGUGCUGAUUAGCUAUUGUGUGUUGAUUGGCUGAUUGGUCUGGUCAUGUUGCCAGGCACAAAACAUAAAACGAGAGUUUUAUUUAGUACAUAUUUCCAUAUUUUGAUCAUGUUUUAUACAUUUGAUUGAUGGUGUUAAAUGUUGCACGUGUGUGGUGCUGCUAUGUGCAAAUUAGCACUCAGGCUGCUGAUUUUGUAGAUUAAAGUGUAUCUAUCUUUCUCUGCAGUUGCUUAGGUACAAAUGUGGGUGUUAUUUUGCUGUUAGCACACCUCAUAAAUCACUGUCAUCUUAAUAUGUAAUUACUUUAAUUUAGGUGGAAUUGAAUGGUCAGUGGAUUUUUAAAGAAUCACUCGACAUUUGUGAAAGGCAUAAACCGAAGAUUAAAUGGAGAAAAAAAUGCAUUAUUCUUAGUUGACUAAUAAUAAAAUAAAUACAUUGUAUGUCAUUCAAAUUAUGAGGAGAAAUACCAUGGGUUAUCCAGUGGUGAACCUUUCACAGGGGCACAGUAAAAUGUUUCCCCAAAAAUUCCCAAGCUGCAUUUUGUCUAGACCGCCUACGUCUCAACUACACUUUAGAUAACCAUCUAGGUUAAAAUGACUUCAGUUAUUACACCCCCCAAAAAAGGUAAUUAGUAAUAACCGUCAAAAGUUGAAAUUCAAUUUCUAGAACUAAUUUUGAUCCUGUUCAGUGCUUACCUCGAAAUUUAAGCAGUGAAAAAGCCUUUAAAAUACAGUACCACGUACAGCGUCCCAUCUGCUCUCACUAACCUUUCUUCCUCUCUUCUCUUCCUCCACGUCCACCAUCACAGCAGCUUUCCCUGCUGCCCCUGGUAGAGCCCCUGAUGGGGGUCAACUUUGCUCACUUCCCCCCCUUCGGCAGCGGGCAGCUGAACGGGGAGAACAGGCUGUCAGGCUCCUUUGGCAGCGCUUCGCUGGGUGGCGUGUCAGACUACUACUCCCAGCUCAUCUACAAGGUGAGAUCACUAAUGUAUGCACAUCCAUCCCUUUUACAGGUGGAGAGUACAAAAAAGUACAUAAUAGGGAAAGGAAAAUAUUUCCUAGAAAAUAAUGGAUAGCCGCACACUGUUGAAUGCGUCUGUAUACUCUAACACAUUUCCCUAGUUGGAUCCAGUUACGACGUUGUGUGCUUUGCCAUUUUGUAGCAGAACAACUUGAGCAACCCACCCACCCCUCCAGCAUCACUCCCUCCCACGCCGCCCCCCAUAGCGAGGCAGAAGAUGGUCAACGGGUUCGCAACGGCCGAGGAGCUCACCAGGAAAGCUGCAGUCUCAGGUGGCCAUGAUGGUAAAGUGGGACUCAAAAUUGUCUAAAUCCUGCUGUGCCUCACUUCUUUGGAGAAGUAAUGCUGUAGUAAUAUUGUAGCUAAUAUUAAAGAGUGAUCUAAAAAUGUAUUAGAUAUACAGUGCCUUCGGAAAGUAUUCAGACCCAUUGACCUUUUCCACAUUUUGUUACGUUACAGCCUUAUUCUAAAAUGGAUUAUAAAAAUAAUAAUCCUCAGCAAUCUACAUUUACAUUUACAUUUACAUUUUAGUCAUUUAGCAGACGCUCUUAUCCAGAGCGACUUACAGGAGCAAUUAGGGUUAAGUGCCUUAAGGGCACAUCGACAGAUUUUUCACCUAGUCGGCUCGGGGAUUAGAACCAGCGACCUUUCGGUUACUGGCACAACGCUCUUACCCACUAAGCUACCUGCCGCCCCAGACCAAAGCAAUUGGAACUUAAACUGUUACAGUGAAUGCAUGGAAGGAUGUGGGUUUGAGAGUGAAAAGAAACACAGAUUUGUUAAAAACAAAUUAUGAAAAUAAAGAGUAAAGCGGAGUGGUUUGUAAUAUGGCAGAUCAUAUGAAGAAGGUGGACUUGAAGGGAAAUGUUGAGAGAAGGGGGAAGUCCUUGAGCUGUCUGUGUGGGCUAGAUCACCGGUCCAUCAUGCUGAGGAUCAUCUCAGGGGUGAGAUCUCCGUUGGACGCAACCUCUGCUACAGGCAGCGCCACCCCUGCACACAAUACCCCGUAAUCUACACACAAUACCCCGUAACGACAAAGCGAAAACAGGUUUUUUGAAUUUUUUGCAAAUGUAUUAAAAAUAAAAAACAGAAAUACCUUAUUUAUAUAAGUAUUCAGGCCCUUUGCUAUGAGACUCGAAAUUGAGCUCAGGUGCAUCCUGUUUCCAUUGAUCAUCCUUGAUGUUUCUACAACUUGAUUAGAGUCCACCUGUGGUAAAUUCAAUUGUUUGGACAUGAUUUGGAAAGGCACACACAUGUCUAUAUAAGGUCCCACAGUUGACAGUGCAUAUCAGAGCAAAAACCAAGCCAUGAGGUCGAAGAAUUGUCCGUAGAGCUCCGAGACAGGAUUGUGUCGAGGCACAGAUCUGGGGAAGGGUACCAAAAAAUGUCUGCAGCAUUGAAGGUCCCCAAGAACACAGUGGCCUCCAUUAUUCUUAAAUGGAAUAAGUUUGGAACCACCAAGACUCUUCCUAGAGCUGGCCGCCCGGCCAAACUGAGCAAUCGGGGGAGUAGGGCCUUUGUCAGUGAGGUGACCAAGAACCCGAUGGUCACUCAGACAGAGUUCUAGAGUUCCUCUGUGGAGAUGGGAGAACCUUCCAGAAGGACAACCAUCUCUGCAGCACUCCACCAAUCAGGCCAUUAUGGUAGAGUGGCCAGACAGAAGCCACUCCUCAGUAAAAGGCACAUGACAGCCCGCUUGGAGUUUGCCAAAAGGCACCUAAAGACUCUCAAACCAUGAGAAACAAGAUUAUCUGCUCUGAUGAAACCAAGAUUGAACUCUUUGUGUCAUGUCUGGAGGAAACCUGGCACCAUCCCUACGGUAAAGCAUGGUGGUGGCAGCAUCAUGCUGUGGGGAUGUUUUUCAGCUGCAGGGACUGGGAGACUAGUCAGGAUCAAGGCAAAGAUGAAUGGAGCAAAGUACAGAGAGAUCCUUGAUGAAAACCUGCUCCAGACUGGGGCGAAGGUUCACCUUCCAACAGGACAAUGACCCUAAGCACACAGCCAAGACAACGCAGGAGUGGCUUCAUGACAAGUCUCUGAAUGUCCUUCAGUGGCCCAGACAGAGAACGGACUUGAACCCGAUCGAACAUUUCUGGUAAGACCUGAAAAUAGCUGUGCAGCAACGCUCCCCAUCCAACCUUACAGAGCUUGAGAGGAUCUGCAGAGAAGAAUGGGAGAAACUCCCCAAAUACAGGUGUGCCAAGCUUGUAGCGUCAUACCCAAGAAGACUUGAGGCUGUAAUCGCUGUCAAAGGUCCUUCAACAAAGUACUGAGUAAAGGGUCUGAAAAUGUAUGUAAAUGUCAUAUUUCAGGUUUUUAUUAUUUAUAAAUUAGCCCAAUUUUCUAAACACCUGUUUUUGCUUUGUCAUUAUGGGGUAUUGUGUGUAGAUUGAUGAGGGAAAAAAACAAUUUAAUCAAUUUUAGAAUAAGGCUAUAAUGUAACAAAAUGUGGAAAAAGUCAGUGUCUGAAUUCUUUCCAAAUGCACUGAUUAUAUUUAAUAUAUCAAAAAUCCCUACUGGGAUUGCAAUGGAAAAAUACACAUUUCUGAGGUCUGAAAAUAAAAGGAACAAUAAAGGUUUUAUGUCCCUUUCUCUCUAUAGUGAUCAAAGGUCUGGAAGCCAAGCAGCUGCCUACAGCAUUCCGGACAGAGGAAGACCUGCUGGCCCAUGUCAUCACCCAGGGGCCCAAGACAGUGGAUGUACCCGCCUCGCUCCCCACACCACCCCAUAACAACCAGGAGGAACUCAGGUGAGCCCUUGGAGGACUUGCAAAUCCACAUUUCAAUGGUAGUCAAGAUAGUUCCUUCCUGGCUUCUGAGGGAGUAACUGUAAUUUUGCAUCUGAACGGAGAGUGGAGUAUUAAAGACAGACUUAUACCCUUCUGAGCCGAGCCAAGCUGUACUGUGCUGGCCUGGUUACAUGAAGGAGCCCAGUGGUUGAACUAGUUUCUCUGAUUCUGUGUACGUCCCAGGAACCAGGACCAUUUUGUGGACAGGGACACCCCUGAUAGCUUCGUCCCCUCCUCGUCCCCCGAGAGUGUGGUCAGCAUGGAGAUCAGCCGCUACCCCGACUUGUCAAAUGUCAAGGAGGAGCCCCCCUCUCCUUGCUCCUCCCCUGUCAUACCCAUGCUGCCUAGCUCCAGCGGGAAAGGUAAGAAUCACACAUACACUCCUGACUGAACUAGAGCUACAAAAAUCCAAUCCAAUUUUAUUAAUCACAUGCUUCGUAAACAACAGGUGUGGACUAACAGUGAAAUGCUUACUUAUGGACCCUGACCAACAAUGCAGAGAGUAAUAAAAUAGAGAAAUAAUAGAAAAGUAAAACACAUAAUAAUUAAAGUAAUAAUAGAUACAUAUAGAGUAACGAUAACUUGGCUAUAUAUACUGAACAAAAAUAAACGCAACAUGCAACAAUGUCAAAGAUUUUACCUGCGACAACUCUGGUUGACAUUCCUGCAGUCGGCAUGCCAAUUGCACGCUCCCUCAAAACUUGAGACAUCUGUGGCAUUGUGUUAUGUGACACAACUGUGGCCUUUUAUUGUCCCCAGCACAAGGUGCUCCUGUGUAAUGAUCAUGCUUUUUAAUCAGCUUCUUGAUAUGCCACACCUGUCAGGUGGAUGGAUUAUCUUGGCUAAGGAGAAAUGCUCACUAACAGGGAUGUAAACAAAUGUGUGCACAGAAUUGGAGAGAAGUAAGCUUUUUGUGCGUAUGGAACAUUUCUGGGAUAUUUUAUUUCAGCUCAUGAAACAUGGGACCAACACUUUACAUGUUGCGUUUUAUAUUUUUUGUUCAAUAUACAAGGGGUACAAGUACCGAGUCAAUGUGCAGGGGUACGAGGUAUUGAAUGGUCCGUGGAUACUAGGAAUAAAGUGACAGAUAGUAAACAGUAGCAGCAGCAGCAGCAGCGCAUGUGAUGAGUCAAUGCAGAUAGUCCGGGUGGCCAUUUGGUUAACUAUUUAACUAUUUAUCAGUCUUAUGGCUUGGUGGCAGAAGUUGUUCAGGGUCCUGUUGGUUCCAGACUUGUUGCAUCGGUACCACUUGCGUGCGGUAGCAGAGAGAAAAAAUCUAUGACUUGGGUAUCUGACUAUUUUUAGGGCCUUCCUCUGACACCGCCUGGUAUAGAGGUCCUAGAUGGCAGGGAGCUCGGCCCCAGUGAUGUACUGGGCCGUACGCAGUACCCUCUGUAGCGCCUUGCGGUCAGAUGCCAAGCAGUUGUCAUACCAGGCGGUGAUGCAGCCGGUCAAGAUGCUCUCAGUGGUGCAGCUGUAGAACUUUUUGAGGAUCUGAGAGGCCAUCGCAAAUUUUUUCAGCCUCCUGAGGUGGAAGAGGUGUUGUCAUGCCCUCUUCACGACUGUGUUGGUGUGUUUGGACCAUGAUAAAUCCUUAGUGAUGUGGACACCAGGAACUUGAAGCUCUCAACCUGCUCCACUAGAGCCCCGUCGAUGUGAAUGGGGGCGUGUUCGGCCCUCCGUUUCUUGUAGUACACGAUCAGCUCCUUUGUCUUGCUGACUUUGAGGGAGAGGUUGUUGUCCUGGCACCAUACUGCCUGGUCUCUGACAUCCUCCCUAUAGGCUGUCUCAUCGCCGUCGGUGAUCAGGCCUACCACCGUUGUGUCGUCGGCAAACUUAAUGAUGGUGUUGGAGUCGUGCGCAGCCACGCGGUAGUGGGUGAACAGGGAAUACAGGAGGGGACUAAGCAUGCACCCCUGAGGGCCCCCUGUGUUAUUUUAUAGUUAUGUUGAGUCAUAAGAAGUUUUGCUUGUUAGCAAUACUAAUCAUUAAGUAGCCAUUGUAUGGGUAAAUAUCUUUAAUAAUAAUUCUCAGGCCAGGGUUGUACAAGCAUAAUUUGUGUUAGUUCCUCUAAUAUUAGAUUGUAUGGUUGUUCCCCUCAGGGACUGAGAUUAACCAAGAGGUCAAGACUGAACCCUCAAGCUCCUUCUUUGGGUUCGGACAGGCUCCCUCCUGCUCCACAGCUGGCCUGGUAUCCAUAGCUAUCACCUUGAAUCCGGACGCAGCGGAGGUGAGUGGUUAAACGCAACUGUAAACAACACAUUUUGACUAUUAUAGUUGAUUUGAUCUUAGACACAUUUUCAGCUAGAGACUAAAUGGCAGUAGACAUACUGAAAACAUACAUUUAAAUAAACUACUGGGUAACCAAGCCAGACCAUAUGCAACACAUACAAGAUAGACAAAAUGGGUUGUCUCGCAAAGGUCUGUUGUUGUAUUGACCACCACUGGCUAUGAACUUAUUUGACCUCCCUGACCCUUCCGAACCUGCAGAACAUCCCUGGCAUGGUGGCUGCGGUGGCCGACCUGCUGUGUGUGAACAUCCCCGUUAGCUACGAGGUGAGCCGCGGCCCCGAGCGUAGCUCCCUGGCCCUGCUGGCUGGAGUCCAGGUACCUCAGAUCCAGGGCAUGGACCCCCACCACGCGGCCAUGUUACCCCAGCACCAGCAGCCCUCCACCAUGAGGUUCCUGAGACCCCCCAGACCGCCCAACCAUCAGCCACCUACCAGCGCUGGUCAGUACACACCAGCAAUCAAACUUUAAUCUACUGAUAGUAACAACUGAUAGUGAUGGGAGAAAUAGGGUUUCUGGCCCACAGAGCUAGUAAAAUCAUGGUGGAACCAUAACUUUAAGUUAAACUAUUUCGCAGCAGUCUCUCUUACUCCAUUUUAAAGGAAAGAUUCAACCUUUCCAUUGCGUGAGGAUUGGUUGAUUUCUAGUUUAAGUAUACGUUUUAAGUAUAAGCAAUUUCAACACUCUUUUUCAGUUUGUACUAGCUAUUUUUGUAAAUCACUUUUCGCUUAGUAAAUUACAGGAAAAGAAGCACUGUCAUUAACUGAUUUUCCUGUUACUUUCCAUAAAAACAAUUGUCUGUUUAGAAAAGAUUUUGAACAAAGAGCUAGGCAUGGAAAUACCAGUCUGUGUAUGAGCCAGAGCCCUCUGAUACUCUGAGGAUAGUCCUAUCUAGCCUUUAUUGAUCAUGUCUGAGAUUUGAAGUAAAUGAAAUUCUCUAAUGAUUGGGGAGGAUGAACCUGUUAGCUCUCCUGUUAGGUCUUCGGUUCCAGACUUUCAAAGUAUAAUAUGUCAGAGGUCGUCUAAUUUUGAUUUUGAAGAAGCCCUUUGAAAUGACCCCAAAGCAAUCGUAGUAGCGCUCUGUUUCAUUACCGGUCUUUCACCCAGGUGUUUUUAUUGACUAAUGGAUGUUGAAAUGGCAUGUUUUGUAGGUUGAUACAUUUCAGUUGUUUGUGUUUUAGGUACGGCUGCCAGGGGAGACGGGCCUAAACCCCUGUGGUGCUGCCACUGCAAGGUGCUGGUUCUGGGAAAUGGAGUCCGCAUGUCCACCAAAGACCUACCCUGCAGCAAACGGGUAAGCCCCAGAUCAGUUGUUGCUCGACUGAAGCAAGGAUUGUUAGUUAAUUUGAACACGUUUAAUCAUUUGAAUUGUAUAAGACUGAAAGUAAUUCCUAUUGUAUCUACAGUGAACAGUAUCAGUUUGGUUGCUGAGGAAUGAGAUUUAUCUGAGCCAAAAUGUCCAACAAAAGGAAUGAAAUAAAGAAAAGCUAAGGCCUGCUUUUAUGAACUUAUCAACCCCUCCUCUUUGCCUUUGGGAUUGACAGUAUUUUUUUUUGCGUUAUAAAAAUGUGUCACCAUUUGCUCUUAGUUCCUCCAGGCUCCCUUAUGUACCAUCCAUAUAAAGAGCUCAAGAGCUUGAGGUCAAAGUAUACUUUGAGGACUUCAAAGUAUGCGACCUGCCUCAAGUCCUCCCUUAGGGGGGCAUGUAGAAAACGGUUGCCUUAUUAUGCUAAUCCCCGCUCCCUUUGGGGAAGUAACGAUCCGCCCCAGAACAAUUACCAGGUUGCCCGCCUGACCCCAGAGGGACCACUGCCACGACACACUUACUUAUUUACCACGGGAUGAGUCGAGAUGGCUCGAGUUGAGCAAGCGGGUGGAGUAUGUAAAUGCAAGGAUGUUUAAAUCAGGAGUUACCUUUGAUGUCUUUCUCCUCCUCCCGCCAGCUCACACACAUGCACACACACAAUAUGCAAAUGUCCCGACUCUUUAUGGCGUCAACACAAGGUCUGUGGCACAGCAGGCUCUUUGAUCCAUAGAUUCCCAUGUGUAGUAAUCUUGAGGAUCACUUUCAGGAGUGCAUAUAGGGUAGUAGUUGUUUCUGGACAGUGCCUGACUGCGUGUCUCAUGCAUGUUCCGGCAGAGUGGCCUUGUCUGUGACCUGGUCAUGUUCAUUAAGGCAAAACGUUUUGCAACGGAAAACAAAAAUUAGCGUUUCUAAUUGCACAGGUUGUUAGUACCUGCAUGUUUCACUGUUUCAGAGCCGUUUCGUACUUUUUGUACAUGAUGUUGACUUGUCUCUGCUUUCCACAGGAGAGACCGGACCGGGCGGGGGGCAGCAUGGUCUUCUGCAGCCAUAACUGUUUCGUCCUCCACGCCACUGCCACACAGUCCAAAGCCACGGACAGUAAGGUGUGUAUCUCUAACUGUACUUAACUCUAGUUCUCUUUUGCUCUCUUAGCUUUUUGAGAGAACCUCACUGAUACCAGUAUGGUAUGUAGACAAUUUGUACAGUCGUGAAAAUCCUGGAAAAGUCCUGGAAUGUUUUUAAUGGUGUUUUCCAGGUCUGGAAAAGUUUUGGAAAAGUCAUGUAAAUGAAUUUCAUAGUUUCUGUUAAUGUAAUUUAUUUAGGCACAGUUUUUAAAUAUUUCAUCAAUGGAAUAAAAAUCGACAUAUCAGCCAGGAUCGGAAUGACACUUUAGUGCAUCUGUGUUUGCACGCAUCACCUGCACCUCCCGAGUGGCGCAGUGGUCUAAGGCCACUAGAGAUCCUGGUUCGAAUCCAGGCUCUGUCGUAGCCGGCCGCGACCGGAAGACCCAUGGGGCAGCGCACAAUUGGCCCAGCGUCGUCCAGGGUAGGGGAGGGAAUGGCCGGCAGGGAUGUAGCUCAGUUGGUAGAGCAUGGCGUUUGCAACGCCAGGGUUGUGGGUUCGAUUCCCAUGGGGGGCCAGUAUGAAAAAAUAAAAAUGAUGUAUGCACUCACUAACUGUAAGUCGCUCUGGAUAAGAGCGUCUGCUAAAUGACGUAAAUGUAAGACGAGUGGGCCGUUGCUCAAGGAGAGAGAGACAGUCGGGCAUUGCAUUAGCAGGUAGGCCUAGCCUAUAAAAUAUGAUAGAGACAGACUAAAACUAAGGUCGAUGUCCGCGCCCCCGCAAAAAUCUUAUUAGCAUAAUACAAAAAUUAAAGUUUCCUGAUCUUUCUUAUAUCUCAGAUAUAGGACAGACAGUUCAGAACAAACUUCCUUUAGAUUUUGGGGGGGGGACUAUCUGUUGUUCCAUGUAAAGGAAUCUGUUGUUCCAUGUAAAGGAAUCUGUUGUUCCAUGUAAAGGAAUCUGCUGUUCCAUGUAAAGGAAUCGGUUGUUCCAUGUAAAGGAAUCUGUUGUUCCAUGUAAGGGAAUCUGCUGUUCCAUGCAGUGAAUCUGCUGUUCCAUGCAGUGAAUCUGUUGUUAAAUGCUUUUGAAUGGGCUAAUAGCAGUAAUGCCAAAAAUAAUUUUAUCAAAUAAUUCUUUCCUAUUUUUUUGUACUUCAAGGGGUCUUAAAAUUCAAAAUCAAAUAGCAAAAUGAUCCUUGGUAUGACCUUAAAACAAUUCCAUAUAGCUUAGCCCCCCGGCUUAGAAAAAGCUUAGACUCUUAUGGGUUAACUGUUUAGCUAUUAUUAGCAUGUAAUGUUUUCGUCAUGUCCCAAAAAACUUUCCACCGACACUUGCAAAUAAGGCCAUAAAAACUUUCUUUACUUUUUUGAAUGAUUCAUAUGUUUAAUUUAACUAUUAUUUUUGAAAAAAUGAAUGAUUCACUUCGCCAUUAUUUGGGAUUCGUUCAAUUGCGGUGAAUCUAAUAAUUUGAAUCGAAAUCAUUUGUGAAUUGUGAACAGUAAUUUUAGGAAAAAAUAGUAGAUGUAGCCUUUCUUUUGGAUUAUGUGGCUUCAAAACUUGUUUAUUAGAUACUUCUAGUUGAUUUGGAUGUAUGGGACAUUGCAACUCAAUAUAUGCUAGUCAGCCUGCAAAGUAAACACUUCUAAGGUAGCUAAGAUAAAUAUGACUAAACUAGAAAAAAGUACAUUUCCUGAAGAAAAUGUGUGGGCUUGCUUCAGCUGAAUAAAAAUAUUUGCAGCCUACUAUAGCCAUUUGAUCUUUGAUAUAUUGAAUGAGCGAAUUAUUUCAAAAGGCAUCAAACGUGUUCGGUUGUAAUGUUAUACAUCAAGGGUGGUCAACCAUUCUCCAGGAGAGCUAAUGGCUUUUAUUCCCCUCUAACAAACCACAUUUUAGAAAUUAGCUGCUCAACCGGACCUUGAUAAACGGGCUCUGAGGUGUUUGAGCAGGGCUUUAUCAAAAGCCUGCACACUUAGUAGCUCUCCAGACUGAGGGUUGACCACACAUGUUUUAUACAGUUGCCUAACAGGUAUUCUACUGUGGGGGGUUAAGUACCUUGCUCAACGACAGGAGAUGGUACAUGGGAUCAGAGAGCAGCCUCCCAGUGUCUAUACCACAUCACUUUUUCAUACGUACAGUCGUGGUCAAAAGUGUUGGAAUGACACAAGUAUUGGUCUUCACAAAGUUUGAUGCUUCAGUGUUUUUAGAUAUUUUUGCCAGAUGUUACUAUGGUAUACUGAAGUAUAAUUACAAGCAUUCCAUAAGUGUCAAAGGCUUUUAUUGACAAUUACAUUAAGUUUAUGCAAAGAGUCAAUAUUUGCAGUGUUGACCCUUAUUUUUCAAGACCUCUGCAAUCCGCCCUGGCAUGCUUUCAAUUAACUUCUGGGCCACACCCUGACUGGGUUUUUGUUUGUCCACCCGCCUCUUGAGGAUUGACCACAAGUUCUCAAAUGGGAUUAAGGUCUGGGGAGUUUCCUGGUCAUGGACCCAAAAUGUUGAUGUUUUGUUCCCCGAGCCACUUAGUUAUCACUUUUGCCUUAUGGCAAGGUGCUCCAUCAUGCUGGAAAAGGCAUUGUUCGCCACCAAACAGUUCUUGGAUGGUUGGGAGAAGUUGCUCUCGGAGGAUGUGUUGGUACCAUUGUUUAUUCAUGGCUGUGUUCUUAGGCAAAAUUGUGAGUGAGCCCACUCCCUUGGCUGAGAAGCAACCCCACACAUGAAUGGUCUCAGGAUGCUUUACUGUUGGCAUGACACAGGACUGAUGGUAGCGCUCACCUUGUCUUCUCCGGACAAGAUUUUUUCCGGAUGCCCCAAACAAUCGGAAAGGGGAUUCGUCAGAGAAACUGACUUUACCCCAGUCCUCAGCAGUCCAAUCCCUGUACCUUUUGCAGAAUAUCAGUCUGUCCCUGAUGUUUUUCCUGGUGGUGCCCUGAUCCCGCAGCUGAAUCAACUUUAGGAGACGGUCCUGGUGCUUGCUGGACUUUCUUGGGCACCCUGAAGCCUUCUUCACAACAAUUGAACCUCUCUCCUUGAAGUUCUUGAUGAUCCGAUAAAUGGUUGAUUUAGGUGCAAUCUUACUAGCAGCAAUAUCCUUGCUUGUGAAGCCCUUUUUGUGCAAAGCAAUGAUGACGCCAUGUGUUUCCUUGCAUGUAACCAUGGUUAACAGAGGAAGAACAAUGAUUUCAAGCACCACCCUCCUUUUAAAGCUUCCAGUCUGUUAUUCUCACUCAAUCAGCAUGACAGAGUGAUCUCCAGCCUUGUCCUCGUCAACACUCUCACCUGUGUUAACGAGAGAAUCACUGACAUAAUGUCAGCUGGUCCUUUUGUGGCAGGGCUGAAAUGCAGUGGAAAUGUUUUUUGGGGGAUUAAGUUCAUUUUCAUGGCAAAGAGGGACUUUGCAAUUAAUUGCAAUUAAUCUGAUCACUCUUCAUAACAUUCUGGAAUAUAUGCAAAUUGCCAUAAUCAAAACUGAGGCAGCAUACUUUGUGAAAAUUAAUAUUUGUGUCAUUCUCAAAACUUUUGACCACGACUGUACAUAGAGACGUCGCCAAUUGUUGGUCAUGGAAAUGUUGUUAAGUCAUGGAGAAGUCAUGAAGAAGUAUGUCCAAAAAAAAGUCCAUCUGUCAAAAUGUGUAUGAAAGUUGGUAUUGUUAUAAAAGUUUGGACUCUGUAGAUGUAGUAGAAAUAUUUGACUCAAAAAGUAGUCAACUUAAAAAUAUUUCUCAAGAGACUGGAACUUGUGAAUUUAGACUUUUAUUAUUUGCAUAACAAAGCCGAGCUUGCUCCAUGGAGCAACUGCUUGCCCUGAACCGGAGCGCUCCUUUUAUACAGACACAAAUGCAUAGUCACACUGAUACAACAUAGUUACUCUUCCCUAUGUGAAUGAAUAACAUCUUUCUGUAUCACAUGUUGGCUACUCACGAGGGCUACUUGCGCUUCUCUAAGUGGGGCCUCUGUAUCUUAUUAGUGGCAUGACUCAAAAAAUUAUGUACAUACGUACGUUAAAGAACAAUCACACUCUGUAUUGACUAUAUUCACUGUCCAGGCAUGCAUCUGGAGUACAAAGUAUCAAUCAUGUUCAUUCUGUUUUACCUUUAUCAUUUCAUAACACAUUAUAAAACAUAUCAAUUAAUACUUAAACAUGGUUUAAACAUGUCAUCCAUAACCCAUUCUCAACCACAUACAUUUAAGCAUUUAUAAUUUACCAUCCUCCCUGGCCCUUGAGAUUAUGUGCAUGUGGCUAUGUGUGAGGUCAUAAGCACAAACAAAUGUUAACACUAGUUCCAUUGUUACUCCAAUCUCCACACAGCCAUCACGAGGAGUUGUAUCUCCAUCACAUGUCAUUGACAUACCCAGACCAGCUGCAGGGAGUUUAUGAAAAACACAUAAAUGUCUCUGCUCUGUAUUAACCCUUCAACUGGUUCUCAAUCCAUAAACAUUUUAAGGCAUAUAGGUGUUUAAUUCUACAACAUAUGUACUUGAAAAUCAUCUAUAUAUAUUCCCCCCUUUGGGACUUUCUAAGUCCCAACCAAUAAAACAAAAGAUAACAUAAAAUGAGUGUAAGCAUGUGCAUAUACUUAUUCUUAGCCUUGCCAUCUGUGGUUACAUUUUAUAAGAAUAUAUAUUCAGACCAAUGUAUCUUCCUCAUUGUCUGACCCAUCCUGAUGAGGACAAGGAGCCCAGUCAGGUAUUGGUUACAAGUCUUGAAGGUUUCCCUCUAAGCUAACCUCCAAUUGUUGCUGUUGAGCUUUGUAACCAUUGCUCCCCUUUUUGUUUUGUUGUAUUUCCAAUAUACGUGGUAGUAUCCUAACACAUCAAAAUAUAUAAGAAAUAAAUGCAACUUUGUUUUAACCAUAAUAUCUAGGACAUGUUAAGAAUGGUGUCAACAUCUUUAGCUUACAUAACCUUUUUUACCCAUAUCACAAUUAUUAUAACAAUCAAAAUAAUCAAUAUCUAAUCCAUUAAUUGCAAUGUCAACAUCAUUAGUUAUUAACAUAUUAAUAACUUAUUCAAAUCAAUCAGUCACCUUAUAAUUCAUAGUCAUUAUCAGAUUAAUUACCCAAAACAAAUUUAGAAUGACAAUUCUUAGUUAUUCACUUUGGUUCCAUCAUUCAAAGUUAAAUCUCUCACCUUGGCACAUAUUGACACUGGCAGAAUGUAUAUUUAUACUAUCAUAAUUCUAGCAUUAACUUCCUCAUAACAAGAAUUACAACAGAUCAUUAUCUUAAUACAUUCCUAGUCUAAAUUACUAUACAUUUAGCAGUGUAUAAUACCUCCUUAAUCAACAUACUACCUUAACUAACACUCCCUUACUCUACCGGCACUCAAUCUUCUGGCGUCUUCAUUAUGUUCUUCAGAUAGCUUCAUAGUUCAUCUUGGAUUGCCCAUGGCAAUGUCCCAAUUCCAAUGUCACACCUGAGCCGCCCCACCUCCACCAUCAUUCUGUUUUGUCAAUUUGCAAACCAGUAUACCCAAACUACGAAGAACGUUGCAUUGGCAUAGACCUCUCUCUUCCUGCUCACUCCACAUGGACUCCUGUCACAUUCUUGAGAGAAAAGGCACAAAAGAGAAGGCAAUUGAUUGCUUUGAUUUGAUGCUGGAUUCAGGUCUCCUGGCAGAGGUGGUGUCGGACAGGAACGUCUUCAGCGCCUUUGUUGUUCCUCUUCAGCCGGGUAGAGUUUUUUUUAUUUUAUUGAGGUUCACACCGCUCUGGACCGAAUCAUUUCUACUAUGCAUUACAACACCAUCUGUAAUAACGUCUUGAAUGUCUGGAAUCUCUCGGUGGUCUGGAAUCUCUCGGCGGUCUGGAAGGUCUUGGAAGUCUCGGUGGUCUCCUAGUCAUCAGUUCUCUCACUCUGGUACAAUGGUUUAGAUGAUACCCGAUCACGCUCCCCUCUAUCCGUACCGCUGAUGGUGUAACCUGGACGAUGAUGUAUGGACACCUUUAGCUGCUAACCUUCUCCCAUCACUAGGGUCUCCGGAUCAGCCAGAGUCCCUCUCAAUCUAUCGACAUCGGUCUGCGAUGAGUGUCCUUCUAUCAGCCUACCCAUAGGGAAGCUCGGAGUUACUGCUGCAAAGACACAAGCACAGACACACACAAAAGACAACAAUGCUACCCAAUGGCUGAGGUUGGAACACUCCUAUAGUGGGAAACAUGGAUCUAAGCAUCUGUCUCCACCACUUUUACCAUCAUUAAGGUAGCCAACAACACCUGGUACAGGCCCCUCCACAUAGGGUCUUUCCAGUUCUUUCUUCUGUAGUCUUUUGCCAUCACAUAGUCUCCAGGGCACAGAAAAUACUCAGAUUCUCCUACUCAGUUGGGCAGAGUUAUCUUCACCCAUGAACAGAAAAUCUUAAGAACAUUGUUAGGUUAGGUGAGACACAGCAUGCUACUUAUGUCCUCUCAUACGUCAAGAGAAGCCUUGAAAUUAUGAAGCACACCUGCUUCCAGCUUGUUGUAGUCCACUUAUUUCAUGCCUCCUAUCACAAAAACAAAAAAGAUUUAACCUAACCCAUAACACAUUAUUACUACUGCUCAUAUCCUUAAUACACCUUGCAUAUUUCCCCACAAAACCAUUAUAAAACAUUAAAACCUCUGUAAGCCCAACUUCCCCCCUUGGACACAUGCAUCAACAAUAUUGCCUAUUAAACCAAAAAUAAUAACUAAACUGAAAAUGACAACCCUUGAGCAUAUCUUUACUUAACUAUAUCCCAUAACACUAUUCAAGGAAUACCUCUCCUUCAGGACUAACUCUCUCACUUCAUCCUUGUCCUGUUUGGACUAAUAUAUAUAUAGGAUUUUGUCCAAAUUAUAAACUUCUUCACAAUUAUCCUUAUUAUAUCUAACCCCCUAAUAUAGCAUGCCUCUAGAAUUUAUAGUGCGGGUGAUCAGGUCACACUAUAAAGCCAGGACAGAUUUCAGAGGUCAUUGAAAUCAUUCAAUGAAUUGUUUCAUCCAAUAAUAUACUACUCAUUAAUAACCAUCAAGACAUUUCAUAAAUGUUGUAUCCCGAGUGUACAGUAAGUCCUUAGUACAGCUCUUUUCAAAAUAAAUCACACAUAUUUACUUAUCACUCAGUAAAUAAAACCCAACUUACAUGUGUAUGCCCCUUUAAGAUAUUUCACUUCCAUCCCGUCAAAAAACCCAAAAUAGAAAUCAAAAUCCUAUACAGAAUAACAUUUCAUACUAAGUAGUUUGUUUGUGGUUAUUCGAACACCAUAUAGUAAAACAAUAAACAAACAAAAAUGGCCAGGCCUUAUUUAUUUUGAUAGCUCCCUAUGACAACCUAAAAAUAAAACUACUUGAUUUUACUAACUAGUUCCACCCUAGCCUACAGACUUUUUUAACAUCCCAAUGAGAUAUAAAAAAAAUCCCCAUGUUCCUGGAAGAGAAAGUAUACAUGUCGUUAACAUAUAAUCAACAAUCCAAAGAUAGUAAUUACACACAAAACAUCAUACAUCUAUCCCCAGUCCUAUCUCAUCAACAAUCAUUGGUAUCAAUCUCACUCCUUUUUAGUAAUUUAAACAUCGCAAACUGUUGCAUUUAUGUUUAUUUUAUUUUAUAUAAACCUAUUGUUUCAUAAUCCAAAACCCAUAAAAAGAUGUCUACUUAAUCCAUCAGGCCAACAGCAACAACUACCUCCCAUCGUUCAACGUACUAUAAACAAAUUAUCGUUAUCUGAAGUAAUAAACCAUCGUCAUAACUCACUGCUGUUUAAACAAACUAUACAAUGUCAUAAUAAAAUUAUCAAUUAUCAAAUAUUGUUCCUUAUUCAACUAUCGAGACAUGUUCUUCAUUAGUAAAUCGUCUCCACAAAGCAAUACUACCUAAUAACAUAUUCUCAUUCUCCUAAAUAGAAAUAAUUACUUCUAUUAAACAAUCCCAUUCAACAUCAAGUCAACCUGUCUCAUCACCCAAUUAACCUUUUUUUUUUAAACCCUCUACCGCUAAUUUCCCUCAUAACGGUACCUCAACAGAUGACAAAUUAUUUUAUAUUUAUAGUAAAAACCAAUAAAACAUCCAAUUCACCAAUAUGCAAUUUUAAUUACCAUGUUAUCCUAUCCGACAUGGAUUGGUAGGACAACAUCUUUCCUAUAAUGUUAUCAAUGAAACCAGUAAUUCACAUCAAUAGCAUCAAUGUAAAAUAUUUGCUUUCUGUCCCUUACUGGAUUCGAACCAGGGACCCUCUGCACACAUCGACAACAUUCACCAUCGAAGCACCGUUACCCAUCGCUCCACAAAAGCCACGGCCCCCGCAAAGCAUCUACUUCCAGUUCAUAGAGCAAGUGACGUCACCCAACGAAAACCGCACUAGCUCUCACCGCUAACUAGCUAGCAAUUUCCUGCCGAUAAUAUUCAACCUCCUACAACAUACGCGAUCCUUGUACACCUAACUUAACCCAUAAUGUCCCUUAUAACGCUCUCACGUUUCAGCAAGCCCCAAUGUUUAACACCCGCAGACAAAAAUGGAAAUUCUUCCAUUUUUACUAGCAGACCUAAUAAAACACACUUUCAAACAGCGUUCUGCAUUUACCUCUAUCAUAGGGUUUAAAAACGAACUUAACAACAUUAACCAUCCUAAAUUGCCGUAGUAACGUCAUGUUUGGUUCAGUUUAUCUAUUACCAUAUAAGACAUUCACUUCUCCAUGCGUCGUAAACUAUAUCCUAUUUCUCUUGUAAUCAACUAAAAUCAUAGCCACGCAAUUAAACCAUCACUCCGCCAUUACAGAAUGAAUGAGAUCUAUUCAACCAUCCUUUCUAAGUAAGCUACAAGUAACACCAAACACUUGCUGUAGUUUACCAUCAUAUAUUGAAAUCAUCCAUUUAUCACGAUCCAAUUUAUUUAUAAACAUAUUCCACCAUUGUCACUCGUUUAAUCUAGCAAAACCUUAUUCAAUGACAAAAAAAUUACUACCAUGUACUCUCCUCUCCAUACCCGUUAACAUUUUUACAUGUUAGUCAUUUAGCAGAUGCUCUUAUUCCAAGCGAUGCACAAUUAGUGAGCUCAUACAUUUUUAUACUUAUACUAGCCCCCCCUUGGGAAUCGAACACCCAACCCUGGCGUUGCAAGCACCGUGCUCUACCAACUGAGCUUCAGAGGACUACAGAUGAGCGUAUAGUGCCUUUUUCUGAUAAUGUUAUAAUUGUAGUCUAUUGCAUUACUUUAGUUUAAAAUAUAAGUUUGUUUAUUCAACAAAUCUAGAACCCACUAUAAAUUGGUGCUAUUCACUCAGCAUAAUAGCCAAAGCUCCUUGCAUCCCCUGGUUCACGUAACGAAAAUACAUUAUCGUUCUAGAAUUCACCAACUAUUCGCAUACAUCACUGGUGUCACGCAAACUAUAGAAUAAAGUAAUAACAAUUAGAAUGUGUCAAAUAAAUGUUUUCCAUCCAACUAUUCAAACUUGCUUCAAAUAUAUCUUUCAGCUUGAUACAGUCAAGCAAGUACGACUCUCUUUUACCCGGAAACUAGUUCAUGGCAUUAGUAAAGUCUAUUCACAUCCCAACAAUAACUAAUAAUAUAUUUAUAUUCAUAUUAUUAAAAUACCUUACUUUCAUUCCAGUCUACCUAAACAAUUCAAAUUAUGGCCAUAACUCUAUCGCAAUUGCCAGUCCGCUAUUUAAAUGUAUGUAACUGUCCUUUCUGAUUAGACUAUAGACACUCCUCCUUCUUUCCCGUUGAAUAAGUGAGUCCUUCAGUCUGAAAAGACGCAGGCUGCUAAAUCGUCCAGUCUUAUCCUGACUGUUCCAUCAAUCGAAACAACCCACAACCAUAGUUGAACUAUACUUAGAAAACCUAGACUCUGAUCAGCGAUGCAGAAUCUAUGCUUUAUUGAAAAGACAAGUUAAUCCUCCUUUAUUUCAAUGAUAAUGGUCAGUAGUUUUAGUAUCUGGCACAUACCACACUUUAUCAGAAAAUAGCUUUGAAGGACACAGAUCUCACACGCUCAACGUAAACAACUUAGCAGUCAACGAGUCAAACCCCACAUUCAUUGAUUUGGAAACAGAUCUAACGACCUAACCAAAUGAAUUAUAUUUUCCCCUAAUAUACUAAAAUUCCAUGACUAUAUCACCUCUGCUUCUGAAAUAAUAGAUAGUUUAUUAUAAUGCUUAAUUCCACCACAUGCUCUAUGUACUUUCUCCCAUCCCCACGUACGUCUGUACGUGUUUGGGCGUGCAAGUCAACACCUAUAAUUUUAUCCAAUGACUUGUAAUAAAUUACACUCCCAUAAAAUUCAUUAUAUUCUAAUAUAUUCACAUCAACCAAACCAUUCAUGUUACUAAUAAUUAUUUAUUGCCACAAAUCAGUUAAUCACAAUCUAGUCUCAGCGGAACGAACAACAAAUUACCCAAAUCCUUUCCCUCAGUCAUAGAAUCCUCCCAGAAUCAUAUAUGCUGGUCACUAUUCCCUGAUCUUACAAAAUUCUAUGACAGGCAUUGUUGUACGAAACUCCAAGAUAUCAUUUACAAGAAAAGCUUAUUAUUCCAACGUAUUAGGGGUGUAACGAUCCAUCUACUACAUCGAUGUAUCGAUUUAUAUUCCUAUGAUCCAACUACAUCGAUCUGUGCUCGGCGAGUUGGCCUUUUGGACAACAUAUAUCAAUCUAACAUCGUUUUAAAAUGUAAUAAAUCGAUUGUAUCGAUACUAGGAAAUAACCCAUUGGAUUUAAGCACGUCAGACUUUAUAUGGAUGUUUUUUCUUAGCACUUUUAAUGAUAAAGGCUUUAAACAUUACUCGAUUCAGUCUGCCUAUCCGUGACGUCAUCGCCCCGCGCCAGCAGCAGCGCAAAGGCGCAAAGACAACAAAACAUAGCAUGGCGGACGACAGAGGAGAAGCCGACGAGCGAGAAAUUAUCAAGCCACCAUUGCGGUCCUUACAAGAAACAGGAAUCUAGGAAACUUCACCUGCACUGUCCAGUAUCCAGGUAUUUAUUUCAGUCACACUGGUUGAAUUUUUGGCUAAAAGGUUACUGAAUCGAUUUCAAGUCACUGAAUCGUUUCGGAUCGUAUCGUUCUAAAUGAACCAAUAUCGUCCUUGAAUCGUAUCGACAACCACGAAUCGUGAUACAAAUCGAAUCGUUGUUAAAACGAAUCGUUACACCCCUACAACGUAUAUAUAAUUAUCAUACACACCUCUAUAUCUCAUCAUUCAAACUUCAGAGUGCGACUAAUUUACACCAUUAUACCACUCUUAUUCCAUAUUUAUACAAUGUUGUUCUCAAAUGUGCUUAAUUACUAUUUGUAUAACCUACAGGAAUAUUUUAUUCUAUCAAAGGGCCCAAAUGUGGAAUGUUAACCCUAUCCUAGUUAUUAUUUUUACUAUAGUCAAUUUAUCAUAAUACUACAUCACCUCUAAAGUUUCCAAAUAUAAUGUCAGAAACAUACCCUAAAAGAUUGAUCAAAAUACAAUGCAUAGACGUCAUAUGAUCACACCGGUACACGUGACCUGUUCCUCCAACAGGAUUUAUUCUACCCCUCCUGGUAACGUGAAUUUUCUACAUUCAGUUGGUCAAUGAAUAUCCACGCACCAUUUAUUCUGAGUGAGAUUGGGCACGCCCUUUCUCCAUCAGACAGAAGCUUCAAACAACCUCAAAUAUAUUUCCUUUCCUUACAGAAAGGCUAUUUACUUGCAGGAUUUCUGAUUAUUCUCACUCACACAGAUGAGCAGCCACUUGUGCCCAAAUGAAUCAGACAGUUGAAUGACUCACAGCCGCCCAAGCAAACCAUUCACCCCAUACGAGAUGAGCAGACCUACUCUAUUUAACACUUUCUCUAUAUUUUGAAGCCCUUGUGGCUAUUUAACCCGUUCACCUUCUCAGGAUGACCUAACUUUUUUACCUGAUCAACCCUGCCUAACUUUAGCAUCACCACAACACAGGAUGAUGCCCCACCUACCCGAGCAGACCUCUAACAAUGAAUUCCUCAUUAGAGCGGUAACCGUAGGUCCCAAAUUUAGCUAGCCACCUGCCUGUUCAGCCCUCUGGAGCGCUAAUUUUAGCUCUCCAAAGCGGUAUCCACAGGAUUUCUAUUUAUUUAGACACACCUGGACUUCUACUACGCUUUCCUAAGCGACCUGUAAAUUCUGCCCUAUUUUUUCUGAUACACUUCCUCGACACAGAAAAAUAAGCGGUAUUACACAGGAUUUCUGCCUACCUAAGCAGCCUAUAAACGAUACACUUCCUCGACACGUUUAUAGCGGUAUUCGCAGGACUUAACAUGUUAUUGUCUGAUCGCUCAACCAGAUGGACAACCGCCCGUGCCGAAAUGACCCAGACAAAGCGAUCAGCAGGAUGAAUCAAAUCAAUCAAAUCAAUUGAACAGACGGUUCAGACGAACAACAGAGUGACAUCGACAUGUAUUCUUAAAUUCAAAAGCUCCUAGUCUCUAAUUUUCUGGUUCUUAAAUUUGGAGAGACCUACUUGGUAUUUCUGCAGCUGAUGCCGUGCCCCGGAUCGGACCACACAAACGUUAUACUAUAUAAGUAAGAACUUGGCUUACCUGUUAAAAGCGGCCGCUUUUGUUUCGUUUCAUAACUGCAGAUGUACACCGUCUCUGGCCCCUGUUGUCAACUCCUGGCAAGCUCGCCAAAUAUGUAGUAGAAAUAUUUGACUCAAAAAGUAGUCAACUUAAAAAUAUUUCUUAAGAGACUGGAACUUGUGAAUUUAGACUUGUAUUAUUUGCAUAACAAAGCCGAGCUUGCUCCAUGGAGCAACUGCUUGCCCUGAACCGGAGCGCUCCUUUUAUACAGACACAAAUGCAUAGUCACACUGAUACAACAUAGUUACUCCUCCCUAUGUGAAUGAAUAACAUCUUUCUGUAUCACAUGUUGGCUACUCACGAGGGCUUCUUGCGCUUCUCUAAGUGGGGCCUCUGUGUCUUAUUAGUGGCAUGACUCAAAAAAUUAUGUACAUACGUACGUUAAAGAACAAUCACACUCUGUAUUGACUAUAUUCACUAUUCAGGCAUGCAUCUGGAGUACAAAGUAUCAAUCAUGUUCAUUCUGUUUUACCUUUAUCAUUUCAUAACACAUUAUAAAACAUAUCAAUUAAUACUUAAACAUGGUUUAAACAUGUCAUCCAUAACCCAUUCUCAACCACAUACAUUUAAGCAUUUAUCAUUUACCAUCAUCCCUGGCCCUUGAGAUUAUGUGCAUGUGUGAGGUCAUAAGGUCAUAAGCACAAACAAAUGAUAACACUAGUUCCAUUGUUACUCCAAUCUCCACACAGCCAUCACGAGGAGUUGUAUCUCCAUCACAUGUCAUUGACAUACCCAGACCAGCUACAGGGAGUUUAUGAAAAACAAAUAAAUGUCUAUGCUCUGUAUUAACCCUUCAACUGGUUCUCAAUCCAUAAACAUUUUAAGGCAUAUAGGUGUUUAAUUCUACAACAUAUGUACUUGAAAAUCAUCUAUAUAGAUUGCAUGGAAAAUGAGUGGAUUUAUGUGUUCAUGUAAGCACAGUCAAAAAGCAGGUGGAAUUGUUUUACAUGGUCUAACAAUGACCAAAGCUGGGCAAACAUAGAUGCCAUUACUGAGAGGUAUUUUCAUGAGACUUUUCAUUGGAUUGCUAAUGAGUAAACUCUCUUUCGCAGCCAAACAUGUCUCCUCUCUUGCCUGAGUCGUCGGUCAAAGAGAGCCCAUCCAAGGUGCUCCACCAAUAUAGUAACAACAUGUCCACACUGGACGUCCACUGCCUGGCCCAGCUGCAGCCCAACCAGUCGCCCUCCUCCAGCACCCAUCUCAUCUCCUUCCCCGCGGAGAAACCCAAGCCGGACACCCUCAAGGUGACGGUCAAGCUCAAGCCAAGGCCCAGGGCGGUCCACUCAGCUAGCGGGGGAUGUGAUGACAUGUCGCCGCCGCGCCACCACAAGCGCUGGAAGGGCCUGCGUUGGCGCAAAUGGAGCGUGCACAUUGUUGUUCCCACUAGGGGCACCCUACUGUCCUCUCUGCCCGGUGAGGAAGAGGUGGACGAGUUGCUGAGGAAGCUGGGUGCCUCUCUGCGUCCCGAUCCCCUUCCCCGUGACCUUCGGCGUUGCUGCUUCUGCCACGAGGAGGGUGACGGCAUGACGGACGGGCCCGCCCGGCUCCUCAACCUGGACCUAGACUUGUGGGUGCACCUCAACUGCGCACUGUGGUCAUCGGAGGUGUACGAGACGCAGGCGGGCGCCCUGAUCAACGUGGAGCUGGCGCUGCAUCGGGGCAUGGCGGUGCGCUGCGCCUACUGCCAGCAGACGGGCGCCACCAGCCGCUGCCACCGGUUGCGCUGCGCCAACGCCUACCACUUCACAUGCGCCCUCAAGGCCCAGUGCACCUUCUUCAAGGACAAGACCAUGCUGUGCCACCUGCACCGGCCCCGGGGCAUUGGCGGCGGCGAUGGGAGAGGAGGUGACAGGGCCGUGGCGCCCGCCGCUACCCACCACGACCACGAGCUGCGCUGCUUCGCAGUGUUCCGCCGUGUCUAUGUGCAGCGCGAUGAGGCGCGGCAGAUGGCCAGCAUCAUGCAGCAUGGCGAGCGCCGGCACACGUUCCGCGUGGGCAGCCUGGUGUUCCACACUGUGGGUCAGCUGCUGCCCCAGCAGAUGGCCGCCUUCCACUCGGCCAACGCCAUCUUCCCCGUAGGCUACCGGGCCAGCCGCAUCUACUGGAGCACGCGCCACGGCAACCGCCGCUGCCGCUACCUGUGCUCGGUGGAGGAGAACGAGGGCCGGCCAGAGUUUGUGGUGCGGGUGAUGGAACAGGGCUACGACGACCUGGUGCUCACCGGCGCCUCACCCAAAGGUAAGGGGGGGGGGGGUUUGCAGCAACAAAUGUCCAGGCAGUCCCCCUCUGUUUCAAUGUCCAGGUAGUCCAUCUGUUUCAGCAAAUGUCCAGGCAGUCCCCCUCUGUUUCAAUGUCCAGGUAGUCCAUCUGUUUCAGCAAAUGUCCAGGCAGUCCCCCUCUGUUUCAAUGUCCAGGUAGUCCAUUUGUUUCAGUCGUUUGAAUGUCCAGGUAGUCCAUCUGUUUCAGUCAGUUUUAUUUUUUAUUAACUAGGCAAGUCCAUUAAGAACAAGUUCUUAUUUACAAUGACGGCCUACCAAAAGGCAAAAGGCCUCCUGCGGGAACGGGGGCUGGGAUUUAAAAAAUAAAAAUAUCAAUAUAGGACCAAACACACAUCACAACAAGCGAGACAACACUACAUAAAGAGAGACCUAAGACAACAACAUAGCAUGGCAGCAACACAUGACAACACAGCAAGGUAGCAACCCAACAUGGCAGCAGCACAACAUGGUAGCAGCACAAGACAUGGUAUAAACAUUAUUGGGCACAAACAACAGCACAAAGGGCAAGAAGGUAGAGACAACAAUACAUCACGCGAAGCAGCCACAACUGUCAGUAAGAGUGUCCAUGAUUGAGUCUUUGAAUGAAGAGAUGGAGAUAAAACUGUCCAGUUUGAGUGUUUUUUGCAGCACGUUCCAGUCGCUAGCUGCAGCAAACUGAAAAGAGGAGCGACCCAGGGAUGUGUGUGCUUUGGGAACCUUUAACAUAAUGUGACUGGCAGAACAGGUGUUGUAUGUGGAGGAUGAGGGCUGCAGUAGGUAUCUCAGAUAGGUGGGAGUGAGGCCUAAGAGGGUUUUGUAAAUAAGCAUCAACCAUUGGGUCUUGCGAUGGGUAUACAGAGAUGACCAGUUUACAGAGGAGUAUAGAGUGCAGUGAUGUGUCCUAUAAGGAGCAUUGGUGGCAAAUCUGAUGGCCGAAUGGUAAAGAACAUCUAGCCGCUCGAGAGCACCCUUACCUGCCAAUCUAUAAAUUACGUCUCCGUAAUCUAGCAUGUGUAGAAUGGUUAUCUGAAUCAGGGUUAGUUUAGCAGCUGGGGUGAAAGAGGAGCGAUUACGAUAGAGGAAACCAAGUCUAGAUGUAACCUUAGCCUGCAGCUUUGAUAUGUGCUGAGAGAAGGACUGUGUACUGCAGGGUUCUUCAAUUCCGGUCCUCGAGGGCCGAAACACCUCUGUUUUUCAUCCUCUCCUUCUAAUCAGGGGCUAAUUCAGACCUGGGACACCAGGUGAGUGCAAUUCACUACCAGGUAGAAAUAAAAAACAGAAGUGUUUCGGCCCUCCAGGACCGGAAUUGAAGAACCCUGGUGUACCGUCUAGCCAUACUCCCAAGUACUUGUAUGAGGUGACUACCUCAAGCUCUAAACCCUCAGAGGCAUUCUUCUUACCAAACCACAUUACCUUUGUUUUGGAGGUGUUCAGAACAAGGUUAAGGGCAGAGAAAGCUUGUUGGACACUAAGAAAGCUUUGUUGUAGAGCGUUUAACACAAAAUCCGGGGAGGGGCCAGCUGAGUAUAAGACUGUAUCAUCUGCAUAUAAAUGGAUGAGAGAGCUUCCUACUGCCUGAGGUAUGUUGUUGAUGUAAAGUGAGAAGAGCGUGGGGCCUAGGAUCGAGCCUUGGGGUACUGCCUUGGUGACAGGCAGUGGCUGAGACAGCAGAUGUUCUGACUUUAUACACUAUACUCUUUGAGAGAGGUAGUUAGAAAACCAGGCCAAAGACCCCUCAGAGACACCAAUACUCCUUAGCCGGCCGACAAGGAUGGAAUGGUCUACCGUAUCAAAAGCUUUGGCCAAGUCAAUAAAAAUAGCAGCACAACAUUGCUUAGAAUCAAGGGCAAUGGUGAUAUCAUUUAGGACUUUUAAGGUUGCAGUGACACAUCCCUGAGCAGAAACCAGAUUGCAUACCAGAGAGAAUACUAUAGACAGUCAGCUGAAUAUUGACAAGUAUUUCCAACACUUUUGAUAAACAGAGCAAAAUAGAAAUUUGCCUAUAAAUUAGGAUCAUCUUGAUCUCCCCCUUUAAAUAAAGGACGCACCAUGGCUGCCUUCCAAGCAAUGGGAACCUCCCCAGAGAGGAGAGACAGGUUAAAAAGGUCAGAGACAGGCUUGGCGAUUAUAGGGGCUGCAACCUUAAAGAAGAAAGUGUCUAAACGAUCUGACCCAGAUAGUUUUUUUGGUGUCAAGUUUAAGGAGCUCCUUUAGCACCUCGGACUCUGAACGCCUGCAGGAAGAUACUUUGUAGCGGGGCAGGGGAAAAAGAGGGAGGAGCAUCGGGGCUAGUCGCAUUAGAAGGACUGGGAGAUGAGGAAAUGUUGGACGGGCAAGGAGGGCAAGGAGGCAUGGCUGAGUCAAAUAGGAAUCCUGACUUAAUGAAGUGGUGAUUAAAGAGCUCAGCCAUGUGCUCUUUGUCAGUAAUAACCACAUCAUCAACAUGAAUGAGCAUUAACAGCUGUGAGGAGGAGGGUUUAUUCUCCAGGUCUUUAACCAUUUUCCAGAACUUCUUGGGGUUAGACCCACAGAGAGAGAACUGCUCCUUAAAGUAACUAGCUUUAGCCUUCCGGAUAGCCUGAGUGCACUUAUUUCUCAUUUGCCUGAACGAGAGCCAGUCAGCCUGAGUAAGCGUGUGCCAAGCCUUUCGCCAAAUGGAAUUCUUGAGGUGGAGUAACUCUGCCAGAUCACGGCCGAACCAGGGUCUGAACCUGUUUUUAAUUCUCUUUUUCUCUAUGGGGGGCGUGUUUGUUAAAAAUACCACUAAAUAUAUAGAACAGAGGGGAUCAAGCUGAUUCUAUACCAAUUUACAGAGGCCAGGUCAUGAAGGAAGGUUUGCUCAUUAAAGUUUUUUUAGCAAGCAUCUAUGACAAAUCUGGACAGGUCGUUUCACUGAGUAGCCAUUAUGAACACAGGCUGUAAAACAGUGAUCACUAAGGUCAUUACAGAAAACACCAGACUGAUACCUAUCAGGAUUAUUUGUGAGGAUAACAUCAAGGAAAGUAGCCUUUUCUGGGUGUUUGGAGUCAUACCUUUUUUAGGAGGGCCCAUUGCUUUAGGACUUGUUCAGGUGGUUUAAGCAUGUCCCAGUUUAGGUCACCUAGCAGGACAAAUUCAGACUUAGUGUAAGGGGCCAGGAGAGAGCUUAGGGCAGGUAGGGUACAGGCCGGUGCUGAUGGUGGACGAUAACACAGUCAACAAAGAGCUAUUUGAAAGUUUAAUGCUUAAAACCAGCAAAUGAAAUUAUUUGUUUAUCCCAUAUGUAACUGUGUUUUUAUCGCACUGCUUUGCUUUAUCUUGGCCAGGUCGCAGUUGUAAAUGAGAACUUGUUCUCAACUGGCUUACCUGGUUAAAUAAAGGUGAAAUAAAAUAAAUAAAUAAAAUAAAUAUAAAUUGAAGGUAAAGAUUGCUACUCCACCACCUUUGGUGGAAGCGGGAAGCGGCACAGGUCCUAAUACAGGCACUUGUCAUCUCCCGUCUGGAUUACUGCAACUCGCUGUUGGCUGGGCUCCCUGCCUGUGCCAUUAAACCCCUACAACUCAUCCAGAAUGCCGCAGCCCGUCUGGUGUUCAAACUUCCCAAGUUCUCUCACGUCACCCCGCUCCUCCGCACACUCCACUGGCUUCCAGUUGAAGCUCGCAUCUGCUACAAGACCAUGGUGCUUGCCUACGGAGCUGUGAGGGGAACGGCACCUCCGUACCUUCAGGCUCUGAUCAAUCCCUACACCCAAACGAGGGCAUUGCGUUCAUCCACCUCUGGCCUGCUGGCGCCCCUACCUCUGCGGAAGCACAGUUCCCGCUCAGCCCAGUCAAAACUGUUCGCUGCUCUGGCACCCCAAUGGUGGAACAAGCUCCCUCACGACGCCAGGACAGCGGAGUCACUCACCACCUUCCGGAGACACUUGAAACCCCACCUCUUUAAGGAAUACCUGGGAUAGGAUAAAGUAAUCCUUCUACCCCCCCCUUACCCCACCCCCCCCAAAAAAAAAAACAUUGUAAAGUGGUUAUCCCACUGGCUAUAAGGUGAAUGCACCAAUUUGUAAGUCGCUCUGGAUAAGAGCGUCUGCUAAAUGACGUAAAUGUAAAUGUUUGGAAGAUCUGUCUUGCCGAAAAAGGUUAUAACCAGAAAGGUUAACGUCAGUGUUCAAAACACUCUUUCUUAACCACGUCUCAGUAAUGACCAACACAUCUGGAUUGGAGCUUUGAACCCACACUUUCAAUUGAUCGAUUUAAGGUAAUAAGCUUCUUAUGUUCACGUGCAGAAAGCCCAGGCUUUUACGAGAGCUUAAUGUCCAGGUAGUCCAUCUGUUUGUCAGUUUUAAUGUCAAGGUAGUCCAUCUGUUUCAGUCAGUUUUCUUCCAUUAGGUGCCUUCUGAACAUGACCCAGUUGACCUCACUUAUGAAUAUCCCGUCUGUGUUAUGUUGUAGGUGUCUGGGACAAGAUUCUGGAGCCUGUGGCUGAGCGGCGUAACGAGUCUGGAACUCUGAAACUUUUCCCCGUCUACCUCAAGGGAGAGGACCUGUUUGGAUUCACCGUCACUGCCGUCACCAGGAUCGUGGAAUCGGUAAGCGCAGAGAUGGCAAGAGAGAGUAAAAUGAAAAGUCUGAGAGAGUUGAACGUUUUAGGUGGGUGUAUAGCUAACCCAGUUUAGUUUUGAAUGUUCUUCUCCAAGGCCAUUGGUUUGGGCAAAUCGAUAGUUUUUUGUUAAAAGCGCCAAUACAAAAUAGCUUCAACUCCAUUAAGUGCUUUAAAGGAAAAGGCUUUCCACAGGCACUAAGUACUUUGAUGGAGGUUCUCCAUCAGACACACUUUUUUAGAAUCUGGCUUUUCAGUUGAUUAUGAAAGCACUUUUUCAAAUCGAAGGUUAAGUGGUGUAAGAGAUUUAUUUAAACAAUUCCCUGUAGGAAAAACAGUUCAAUAUAUCCACUUACACAUCAGAAUGGAAACCUGGAAUGUACUAUUGAGUGUUUAAAUUAAGUUUAAAACUUGAGUGCAGCUUGUAAUUAACACGUUUGGUCAUUAUAAACCCUCAUAAACCACUUUUAAAUGGAAAAAAAGAUUGUUUUUCAUUAUCUGUGCUUGUGCGUGCAUCUCCCAGCUCCCUGGAGUGGAGGCCUGUGAAAGUUACACUUUCCGUUUUGGACGCAACCCUCUAAUGGACCUUCCCUUGGCCAUCAACCCAACUGGCAGUGCCCGCUCGGAACCCAAGACCUGCACCCAUGUCAAGAGGUUGGUGUUAAGGUAUUCUGUAUGAUUUUACACUUAAGUUCCUGCCAUGUUUGUUUCGGCCACUGUUUUAAAUCUCUGGAAAACUUUGUCUUUGUUCCAUCCACAACAAGGUGUUCUCUUUUGAUCUCCCUCUCUUCUUCAAUAUCCUCUUUAUGAAUGUUUUUCUUUAGCAUCACUUCACAGAUUCCUAGUUAGAGGAAACGAGUUAUGAGGUUCCAUUGAUUUAAAUCAAUGUAACAAAAACUGCUUUCCUCCAUCACUCUUUUCUUGUGAAGUCAUCAUCCUUCAUUGUCACUUCCAUCUUGUAUGCGUCACUGUUUUAGUGCUAUAUUAACACAUCAUUCAGUUUGUUAAAUACUGCUAAUGUUAAGCAUCCUUUUUUCCUGGAAUUCUACUUUCUUAUGAAGCUAGAUGUCGGUAUCCCUGCUAGAAAGGGAUCUGAUCUUAGCCACACAAUAGCUGCUUCUCCACCCCAAUAACUAACUCCUGCUUGUUUCUCGUUUGGUGAAACUCUUAGGGCCGCUUUCCCGGAGGCCCAAAUUAAGCCUAUUACUGGACCUUAAAAUGGACCGUCUCCAUUAACAAUGCCAGUUAGGAGUGGGUGUAAUCUGGGUCCAGGAAGCCAACAUAUACAGUCCCACCCUCCAUUCACCAAUGUCAUACACAUAGAAAUAGAAUUAGGCCUACUACAAAAGUAGUACUGUAAUUCUAACUUCCUGUUGUGGAAAUGCUUCAGGGUGUCUCGUCUGUUUUGGCUCCUCCUCUUCCUGUAGAUCUCACACUUUGUCCAGCACCGGUGGCUCCUCUAAAUCCAUGCAGACGGUUGGCAACGUGGGUGUGGCGGAAGCACCAGAAGAGGUGACCCCCAAGCAGUUUGCAUCCGUCCCCUUCCAGUACCGACGCAUGAAGGCAGAGUGGAAGAGCAACGUCUACCUGGCGCGCUCCCGCAUUCAGGUGGGCACCUUUGCCACUCUGUGCUAGGGCUACAUGCGGCCUCUACACAUCACUGAUGCAGAUUCAAUAUACUUCUCUAACUUAUUAGAAACGUGUCAAGCGAUUUUGUUUUGAUGCACAUUGAUUGGGUUAUGACUGAUAUGUCAUCAUAUGAUAGCAUUCAUAGUGGUUGUUUGCUUUCAAAGUCGAGUUCAGUGUUUGAGGUGUUGACCCGCACUGUGUCUGUCCUCUGGCAGGGGUUGGGUCUGUACGCCGCCAGGGACAUUGACUCCCACACCAUGGUGAUUGAGUACAUCGGCACCCUCAUUCGCAACGAGGUCGCCAACCGGAUGGAGAAGAUGUACGAAUCCCAGGUGAGUUUAGAUAGUCAAUGCCAUAUUUUUCCGACAAGACUAGAUACACUACAUGGCCAAAAGGAUGUGGAAAGUCACUGAGCUCUUCAGUAAGACCAUUCUACUGCCAAUGUUUGUCUAUGGAGAUUGCUUGGCUGUGUGCUCGAUUUUAUACAAGUUUCAGCAACGGGUGUGGCUGAAAUAGCCGAAUCCACUAUUUAAGGGUUGUCCACAUACUCUUGGCCAUUUAUCCGGCCUCUUAAAAACAGUGUCUCCAGAAAGUAUUCACACCCCUUGACUUCUUUUCACAUUGUUGUUACACCCUGAAUGUAAAAUGGAAUAAAUACCUACACCCAAUAACGUCAAAGUGGAAUUAUGCUAUUUCUACAUUUUUUUAAAUUAUUUAAAAACGAAAAGUUUAAAUGUUUUGAGUCAAUAAUACAUUUCAUGGACUCACUCUGUGCAAUACAUGUUUAACAUGAUUUUUGAGUGACUGGCUCAUAUCUAAGGUCCCUCAGUCGAGCUGUGAAUUUAAAACACAGAUUCAACCACAAAGACCAGGGAGGUUUUCCAAUGCCUCGCAAAGAAGGGCACCUAUGGAUAGAUAAAAAAUAAUUUACAAAAGCAGAUAUUGAAUAUCACUUUGAGCAUGGUGAAUCAAUAUACCCAGUCACUACAAAGAUACAGAUGUCCUUCCUAACUCAGUAGCUAGAGAGAAAGGAAACCGCUCAGGGAUUUCACCAUAAGGCCAAUGUUGACUUAAAAACAGAGUUUAAUGGCUGUGAUAGGAGAAAACUGAGGAUGGAUCAACAAUAUUGUAGUUACAGUGCAUUCAGACCCAUUUACUUUUUCCACGUUGUUACAUUACAGCCUUAUUCCGAAAUGGAUUAAAUAGUUUUUUCCCCCCUCAAUCGACACAAUACCCCAUAAUGACAAAGCAAAAAUAGGUUUUUAGAGACUUUUGCAAAUGUAUAUAAAAUAAAACUAAACUGAUAUUACAUUUACAUAACUAUUCAGACCCUUUACUCAGUACUUUGUUGAAGCACCUUUGGCAGCAAUUACAGCCUCGAGUCUUCUUGGGUAUGACACUACAAGCUUGGUACACCUGUAUUUGGGGAGUUUCUCCCAUUCUUCUCAGAGAAAGGUUGGAUGGGGAGCGUCGCUACACAGCUAUUUUCAGGUCUCUCCAGAGAUGUUCGAACGGGUUCAAGUCCGGGCUCUGGCUGGGCCACUCAAGGACAUUCAGAGACUUGUCCCGAAGCCACUCCUGCGUUGUCUUGGCUGUGUGCUUAGGGUCGUUGUCCUGUUGGACGGUGAACCUUCGCCCCAGUCUGAGGUUCUGAGCUCUGGAGCAGGUUUUCAUCAAGGAUCUCUCUGUACUUUGCUCCGUUCAUCUUCGCCUCGAUCCUGACUAGUCUCCCAGUCCCUGCAGCUGAAAAACAUCCCCACAGCAUGAUUCUGCCACCACCAUGCUUCACCGUAGGGAUGGUGCCAGGUUUCCUCCAGACGUGACGCUUGGCAUUCAGGCCAAACAGUUCAAUCUUGGUUUCAUCAGAGCAGAGAAUCUUUUUUCUCAUGGUCUAAGAGUCCUUUAGGUGCCUUUUGGCAAACUCCAAGCGGGCUGUCAUGUGCCUUUUACUGAGGAGAGGCUUCUGUCUGGUCACUCUACCAUAAAGGCCUGAUUGGUGGAGUCCUGCAGAGAUGAAUGUCCUUCUGGAAGGUUCUCCCAUCUCCACAGAGGAACUCUGGAGCUCUGUCAGAGUGACCAUCAGGCUCUUGGUCACCUCCCCCGAUUGCUCAGUUUGGCCGGGCGGCCAGCUCUAGGAAGAGUCUUGGUGGUUCCAAACUUCUUCCAUUUAAGAAUGAUGUAGGCCACUGUGUUCUUGGGGACCUUCAAUGCUGCAGAAAUUCUUUGAUACCCUUCCCCAGAUCUGUGCCUCGACACAAUCCUGUCUGUCUCGGAGCUCUACAGACAAUUCCUUCGACCUCAUGGCUUGGUUUUUGCUCUGACAUGCACUGUCAACUGUGGGACCUUUUAUAGACAGGUAUGUGCCUUUGCAAAUCAUGUCCAAUCAAUUUAAUUUACCACAGGCGGCCUCCAAACUAAUUGUAGAAACAUCAAGGAUGAUCAAUGGAAACAGGAUGCACCUGAGCUCAAUUUCGAGUCUCAUAGCAAAGGGUCUGAAUACCUAUGUAAAUAAGGUAUUUCAGUUUAAUUUUUUAUAAAUUUGCAAAAGUUUCUAAACCUGUUUUUGCUUUGUCAUUAUGGGGUAUUGUGUGUAGAUUGAGGAUUUCUUUAGUUAAUCCAUUUUAGAAUGUGGAAAAAGGGAAGGGGUCUGAAUACUUUCCGAAUGCACUGUAUUCCACAAUACUACCCUUAUUGACAGAGUGAAAAGAAGGAAGGCUGUACAGAAUAAAAAUAUUCCAAAACAUGCAUCUAAAGUAAUUCUGCAAAAAAUGUGGCAAAGCAAUUAACUUUUUGUCCUGAAUACAAAGUGUUAUGUUUGGGGCAAAUCCAAUACAACACAUUACUGAGUACGACUCUCCAUAUUUUCAAGCAUAGUGGUGUCUGCAUCAUGUUAUGGGUAUGCUAGUAAUUGUUAAUGACUGGGGAGUUGCUUACCAAGAGAGUGAAUGUUCCUGAGUUACCGUUUACUUAAAUAUAUGGCAAGAACUGAAAAUGGUUGUCUAGCAAUGAUCACCAACCAAUUUGGCAGAGCUUGAAGAAUAAUGGGCAACUGUUGCACAAUCUAGGUGUGGAAAGCUCUUAGACUUACCCAGGAAGACUCACGGCUGUAAACGCUGCGAAAGGUGCUUCUACAAAGUAUUGACACAGGGGUGUGAAUACUUAUGUAAUUGAGAUUUCUGUAUUUCAUUUUCAAAAUAUUUUAGAAAAAUGUCUAAACAUGUUUUCACUUUGUCAUUAUGGGGUGUUGUGUGUAGAUGGGUGAGAGUCAAUUUAAUCAAUGUGGAAUAAGUCGAGGGGUAUGAAUACUUUCUGAAGGCACUUAUCUACAAGACGCCAAGAGAAGCAUGGCUAUUCUGUAUCUUACAUAUUUGAUUUGAUCUUGCUGUGCUGCAGAACCGUGGAGUCUACAUGUUCCGCCUGGACAGUGAGCAUGUCGUCGAUGCCACCAUAACCGGCGGACCAGCAAGGUAGGAGUUUCUACGUUCGGAAUACAUCAUUUGACCCCCACUUAUGUUACAUUUCAAUGCUUCGUAAAUGUGAACAAGCACAACAAGCAGAGGUCAAGCUAGUCAUGUCGCUAGCGUGUAGGAAAGUUGUUUACUCUUGGUAUCAUCCUCAGAUAUAUCAACCACUCCUGCGCCCCCAACUGCAUCGCAGAGGCCGUGAGCUUGGAGAGAGGUGAUAAGAUCGUCAUCAGCUCCUGCCGUAAUAUCCAGAGAGGAGAGGAGGUAAGAUAUUUUCCUUUCAUAAGCAAUAUUACUUAAUAUUGGGAGUAGAGACUGAAUUAAUUGCACUGUAGCUACGUCAAACAUCAAGCAUGCAUAGAUUUGUGCAAGGUUUGCACAUUUUUUUGACCUAGUUAAACUUCAUGUAGAUAGAGCUGUAUUGAACUGAUUUCUCUCUCCCUCUUAGCUGUGUUACGACUACAAAUUUGACCUGGAGGACGACCAGCAUAAGAUCCCUUGUCACUGUGGUGCGGUUAACUGCCGGAAAUGGAUGAACUAG
This is a messenger RNA of Coregonus sp. 'balchen', 61083 nucleotides long. NCBI's taxonomy places the organism in Eukaryota, Metazoa, Chordata, Actinopteri, Salmoniformes, Salmonidae. The record is from the annotation of a GenBank genome assembly.